This is a messenger RNA of Xyrichtys novacula (pearly razorfish), 52083 nucleotides long. The record is from the annotation of a GenBank genome assembly. Lineage: Eukaryota; Metazoa; Chordata; Actinopteri; Labriformes; Labridae.
CUUAUUGAGAGUCUUGCCGCCGGUCGAAAAGGGAGAAACGCGGGAUUCUCUCUCUGAAGCGGGCCUGCGGGGACAAGCGGACAGUGCGGACGGGGCGUGAGUGAGUGAGCGCGCUCGAUCCUCAACACUUCUCAUCCCGGGAGGAGAGCGGCGCACAAGAGCAGGCUCUCUCACUCGCUUUUUCUCGGAGUGUGUGUGAGUGAGUGUGUGUGUCGCUCCGCUCCGCUCCGCUCUGCUCGGCCUGUCUCUCUUUCUCUCUCACACACACACUUUCUCCACACACGCGCACACGCACGCACGCACUCUCCGCAUACGUCUCCACUUCGCCGGAGUAAAUUACGGCAUUGAUCUUAACGCCGAGUGCGGAUCUGGCUCUUCUGGCUCUUCUGGCUCGCGCUUUCUUCGACGGAGCGACUUGGAGAAAAACGCCAAACAGAGAAGUAAGUAGAGACACGUUUAUUACCAGUGAGCACUCGUGGGGGGUUUUUUAACAGCUGUGAGUGUGUGUUUGAGUGUGUGCGAUCGUGAACUUUACUCCCACUCCAAGUCUGGAGACGGUCCAUCCUCGCCGAACACCGCGAACCCGGAUGCUUAGGUUGGAUUUUUGAGUUUGCUGCAACUUUCUGCGCGGUAGUCUCGGGCUGUUCGGCGCGACUGAACCUGAAUCCCCUCUCAAACUUUCAGAGUUGCACUAUUUUCUGCUGUUUUUUACUUUUAUUGCAAAGUUUCUGCUUGUUUCAGAGUCCGGUUUGCGUAAAUUUACGCACCUGCCGCUUCUUCGAGGACUUUGCGCUUAAACUUCAGAUUGAAAACUCUUUGAAUCAGGAUUUUUCUCUUUCAAAAAAGACCAAAAGUGAAAUAAAUCACAGCUUUAACGUCAAUUUAACCUUUAAACCUGAUUUUGAGUGAAUCAGCAGCAGCUACAGACUCGUUUCCUCGCUCUUCAUCUUCGCAAACUUCCUCCUUUUUCUCACUUUCACACCUUUGUUACUAAAAGAUUUUUAAAAAGUUCAUUUUUGUGAAGUUUAAAGAGAAGAGAGGGAGCCUUUGGAAAUGUUAAAACUGUUGCAAACGUCUCUCCGUGUCUGGAAACGCCGUGCGUAAAAGCAGCAGCUUGUGUUUUCUGUCGUCUCUGGACAGCGGUGAUCGCCUUUAAAGUAAAGAUCCACUUUAGGGGGGAAGCUGUCAGUCAAAGAGAAGAUAAAGAGGUGAUUGUGUUCCUCUUAGAGAUGCAGCAGGAGGAAGAGGAAGGUGUAAAAACUGUGGCCUCUUCAUAAGAGUAAAAGUUUCCUAUUUGAAAACAAGUUAGAGCUCAGUUUUGUUCAGUUUCUGAGUUUAGGUGCCAAAAAGAGGUGAAGUUGGAGCCUCAAACUGAGUUAAAGACAUCCUGAGAUCGAUUUACGGUUAAAAAAUUUAAUCUCUCACCAGCAGACGCACACCUUUCAUACUUAAAGCUGCAGCAAAGUGUUUGUCUUCAUCUAACAAAUCAAAAUUUGGAGAUGAUGGUGAACACACUCCUGUCUCAGAUCGUGGUCUUAAUUCUUCACAGUCUGGUGUUUCAUCUUUGCCUUACUCUAAAGUUCUUUCAGGCUGUAGAUGAUUUUUCUCUCUUUCUGAAUCAGAGUUGAAUUCUUCUUUGAAAACCCGACUGACAGUCGCUGCUAACUUCCUAUUUCAGUUCUCGAUUGCACUAAAAUUGUUCCUGCUCUUUACACUCAAGAUUAAAACCCUCAGUCUCAGUUUUGGAGCACAAACCGCACACACUCUCUCACAUCUUCUUUCACUACACACUUUUUUUAUUUUUAUAUUUUUUCAAUUUUGUGUUUUUAAAUUUUUUAAACUUGUCUGAGCGUCAAAGCGCCUCUCGACUCGUUCCCUGACCUCAAGCACGAAUUUCAAAACCCCAUCUUAUCAAGCUCUCUGGACCUUGUCUCCCUCACACUCUGCCUCCCCUGUGUAAGUGUGUGUGUUUCAUGUAUGUGUGUGCAUGUACUGUGUUUGCAAGUGUGUAUCUGGGUCACUGCCGGGCGCCGUUUCUUUUUUCUCUUUACUCUUAAAACUCAAUCUGACCCUUCUCCCCCAGUCCAGGAAACGGUUUCAUUUAGUAAUGGCUCUGCAGUCGUCGGCUUUAAGGAAAGCUUCGGUUCGAGUGUCUCUGAAAAGUCGCUCAGGCCAGUUGUUUUCUUUUUUUUUUUUUUUUUCCUAAAGUGGAAUUUAAGCUCGCCAUCACGGGCACGGCUCGGGCAAACUGACCUUAAUUUGUGAAAUAUUUUCAUAGACUUGACCCCGGAGUCGCUUGCAAAGCAGAUGCAAACAUGUAACAUGGAAAACGCUGCCUCUAUGCACGAGUACAAGAGCUUAAGAGCAAACAAACACCCACUUCCAGGGUCCAUUUGAGCAGAAAUGUGGCUCGAUUUAGGCGAUUCAUUUUGUGGAUGUGUUCCUCCUUUUUCAUUGGAAUGAAGAGAGCUGCCUGUUUGCAUAAGAUUGAAGGUAUUAAAAUGAGAAAUUGUCAUAAAAAACGUCCCUUUUUAUACUUAUCUAUGGUGACAGAUUGAUGGAUGUUUUGAUUUUCUGUCCUUUUCUAUUUAAAUUGACGGCAAAAUUAUGAAAAAAAUCUCAAACAAGAGUGGGAUCUGUCAAUGAUCAAAUGUUUCUGCGAUUCCAGGACUUGUGAGUUAACACAGAUGUUUGUAAUUCACUUACCUGGACAGAUAUAUAACUGGAACUUUGACAGUUCCUGCGCCGAAUGUCAAUUUUCGGGGGGUUUCCACAAAAUCGAGCGAGGACGUUGACCUUUCUGCAGAGCUGCCACUCCAAACAAAGGUGUCCUUUUCUGCAUGUGCACAAAUACAGACAAGUUUUUGGGGCAUGAGUGCAAACAAAUAUUGACUUUCAGUGUCCAUUUGUGGAAAAAAAACGUUGCAUGGGGGCUUCUUUUCGGUGGCUAAUUCUAUGGCUGUAUUUGUCUUUUCAUUCUGUUUAUCGGACAUGAUUACAAAACGCACCGGUAUAGGAGGACAAUUUCAGACUGACACAAACUUCCCAUUGAUUAUUUAUGAAAAAUGGUCGAAAAGCUUCUUAUUGUUGGCGAAUGUUAAGGGUGUAAUUGAUUUAUUUCCCUUUUUUUGCUGGAAAGUGGUGGUGAAAUGAUGGAAAACGCCAAAACAAAAGAUCUCAAACUUGUGAUAUGUCAAAUAAAAAAAAAAACUAAAUAAAAAAAGGGUAGACCAAAUUUUGAUUGUGGCGUGUUGAUUUGGUUUUAACCUUUCCCAUUGGAAUUUAUGUAAAAUUAAGAAUAAAAGCCAUAAUGAAGAGGUUUUACUCCCAUGUUCAGAAAUCUGGGGUACUCUGUAUUUCCAGGUUACAGGUUUUUUUCAGUCUUUUUCUUCUACUCAACUUCAAAUACCCAGCAUGGGGUCGACAUGCUCGCUUUCCAGUUGGCAGCAAUAAUCAAAUUUAACUCACAAACUCCUUAAGAGUCUCAAAAGGAAGCACAUAUUUCUGUUAAGUAGUGUUAUGAUGUGCAAAAGAAAGCUGAGGCAUCCUCGCUUAAAAUAAACAUCAGCCUUUUUUUCCCUUCAGUCUUCACUGAAAUCUCUCCGGCGAUUCAAGAGAGUCGUUCUCCUCCGUUACAACCCCGCUUAAGACGCAGAAAUCAAGGUUAGCCCUCCAGGGGCGAAGAGGAAAUGGGAAAUCAGUUUGGUUAUUUCAGGCAGGUGUUCACUUCACUGUGGGAAUAUCUCCUUGAACUAUUUCAAGAGUGCGUUUUAUUUUUUUUAACACAGUUUGGCUUUUGGUCAGGUUCUUCAGUGAGUUUGAAUGUGACUCCAGGUGUGAUCGGUUGACCUGUUUAAUUAAGUUUGGCGGGUGGGUUCGAAAGUUUGGCGAUGUCUGAGGCUCUUACUUUUUCUUUGAAAGCUUCAUUUUAGAGCAUCUUCUGUUGUCGUGUUAAUUUAGGACUCAAAUUUUUCACUCCCAAAAAAUUAAGAGCUAAAUUGAUUCGACUGUUUUUAAUUUCACUCAUGGGCCACAAAUAAAUCUACGAUCGAUGGUUUGGCAUUUCUUGGACGGACAGUAAUCAUAACGAUAGAUCCCAGGAGGACAGUGCCAUUCCCCAGGUGACUAAUCCGUGCUUCUCUGUGCUUUUCUCGUCCAGGUAACCCCUCUAACGCUGAAUGCCUGUGAGGACCCCUCUGUCAUGUCCCUUUAGCUCCCCUGCGUGAUGCCUGAUCAUGACAGCACCACCCUCUUAACCAGACAGACCAAGCGCAGACGUGUCGACAUCGGGGUGAAAAGGACCGUGGGCAGCUCGAUAUUCGGCCGCUCCAGGGAGACCCUGUUCGACAGCAUGAACCAAUCACACGGCAUGGAUCAGGACGGAGACUGCUCAUUGGUCGGUCACGGCCACGGAGGGGCUAACGUGGACGGGGAGAAGUCCAAUGUUCUGAGGAAGUUGUUGAAGAGGGCCAACUCGUACGAAGACGCCAUGAUGCCUUUCCCUGGCGCCACCAUCAUCUCGCAGCUACUGAAGAAUAACAUCGGGAAGAAUGGAGGGAGCGACUCAGGCUUCCAGGUACAAACACAACCUGUAGUAUUUGUCUCAGGUUCUGAUGAUCAUCUAAGGGUUUCAUUCCCAAUUUGAUUACCAUUCCACUGGACUAGUCUUGCACUGGUGUGUCUCUCAUCCAAUCAACCAAUCAAGCCACUGAUUGGUCCAUUAAUUGGUUAAUUGUUGGUUAAUGUCGUCUCCUUGUCCUCCAUCACAGGGGAGUGGAGCCCUGUCCAGUGGAGGCUCAGAGAUCCAGGCAGAAGACGCUUGCAGUAACUCCUCUCAUGACCGGGACAGCCCCUCCGACUGCCUCUCUCCUGGGCCUCCCCUUCCCCCUCCACCCUCCUCCUCCUCCUUUGGACGUCCACCACCUGCUUCAAGUCUCAACUCUCACGCCCCCUCCCAGCAGCCCCUCUCCCUCUCCACCUUCGACCUGGACAGGCUGACGGACGAGCACCUUCGCGCCAAGCGUGCCCGUGUCGAAAACAUCAUCCGCGGUAUGAGCCACUCGCCGCUGGUCCGGUCCAACGCCGCUGACCACAGCCAAGAAAGCAACCGCGAGAACGAGAACAGCAGCAACAACAGCAGCAGCAGCAACGACCACAGAGGGGACGGCAACAGCCACAACAACGGCAGUCUCAACCACAGCCGGAGCGACGGGCCUUCUUCACUCCUGAGCUCUCCAGGGUCACGGGGCGGUGUGGUCGGUGUUGGCGAGGUUUACAGGGAGAAUAAGAGGAAGCAGCGCCUGCCGCAGCAGCAGCACAGCUUCACUCAGCUGGUGUGCUCCAGGCAGGAGCAGAGACAGGAGGAGAGACGGCAGCUCAAACUGCAACUGGAGGACAUGCAGGUUGGUGUUGGAUGUUGAAACCGUGAAUGCCAAGGUCUUCCAAAAGUUUAGUUUGACUUUUAAAAGUCAAACCAAUUAAGACAUAUUUACCUGCUGUCCUAUCGCUCGAUUCUGUACUUAGGCAGAGGCAAAAUCCAAUGUUGCAACUGAAGUAUCGUAUAUAUACAAUUUUUUUAUUUGCUCAUUUGAAUUUGGUGCUAUACAAUAUGUUUAAAAAACAAAAAAACACUCAGGAAAAAGUUGGUUGAUGCUAAGAAUAAGCUAGGGGAACAUCGCCUAUCUGGAAUAUUUUCUAUAAAAGUGAUGCUUUCAGGCCGUGAUCUACAACUGCAUUAAAAUCAGACACAACUCUGUAGUGGGAAUCACCGCAUGAGCUCAAAAUCUCAUCAAACAAACACUGCAUGGCUGAAACUAAAUUAGGCAAAGAUGAAACUGUACAGUAGCAUGAUCCAACCUGUCCCGGGAUACCGUGACAGUGUUUUUGGGAGUCACAUACAAAUGCCCUGCUUUUACUUUUAAUAGCACCAAAUCGAAGUAAAAUAACGCUUUUAUUGCCAUCCUUUGUUGACCAGAAACAGCUGCGCCAACUCCAGGAGAAGUUCUACCAGAUCUACGACUCAGAGACCGAGGAAGAUGAUGACAACGGCGAGGCCGACCGAGGACGGGAACGAGAGGAGGACGGCAACUUGUCAGAGGACAGUAUACGCUCUGACGGCCUGGAGGAGAGGCACCGAGACAGGGGACGGCACAGCCAUGACGACCUGUCAGAGCUCGACCCGGGUCUCUUCCUGGACCGGGCCAGGGCUCUUCUAAGAGAACAGGCCCUGAUUGAUGGAGACCUGGAGGAAGAUGUAGACGGCAGAGAAGACGAGGAGAGGAAUGGGGAAAAGGUGAUGAAGAGGAGAGGGGCGGGAGGACGGCAGUUAGCAGAGACGCUAAAGCAGGAGUUGAACUGUGCCGUGUCGCAGGUGGUCGACACCGUUGUCAAGGGCUUCUCCUCGCCAAAGCAGGCCGUCAAUCACCAUCAUGGCUGCCACAGUAGCACGCCAGCUGCACCCUCCUCUUCCUCCAACUCUUCUUCUUCCUGUCCUCCACCUUUUGGUCCCCUCCCCUCGCUCACUCCAGACUCACGCUUUGGCGGUGGAGCCCUAGCCCUAAGUCUGAACGGUGACGGCAGUCCUACUCCUAACUACCACUCCUCCAACCAGAGGCUGCACUGCUUUGGUGAUGUAAUCGUCCCGAGCCCGCUGGACUCAUUCAGUGGUUUGAGCGGCAGACUGAGCGGUGUACCUACGCCAAACGACCAAACUGAGGCGCUGCCGCUGGUGGUACGUAAGAGCAGCGGAGGUGGAGGGGAGAACACCAACCCUUCUCUUCCACCUCCCCCUCACCACCCUUCCCUCCAUCCUUCUCCCCUCACUGCCUCACUCGGGUUCAGCCCUCCAUCGUUUCGCCACCCAUUCCCCCUUCCACUUAUGGGUUACCCCUUUCAGAGCCCUCUGGGGUCACACGGAGGACAUGGGUAUCCACCAGGGCCCAAGGACCACCACCGAUCCUCGCCUGAUUCCAUGGACAUGACCCGGGAGACGGUCAGCCUCAGAACCAAAAUGGCAUCCCUCGGUGGGGGCCACCUCAGUCACCACCACCACCACCACAGGCAGAGCUCGCCGAACCAACAUGGGCCAGAGGGCCUGUCCCUGUCCCUCAUCAAGUCUGAGUGUGGGGACCUGCAAGACAUGUCCGACAUAUCGCCUUACUCAGGCAGCACCGUAUCCUUCAAACUGCAGCUUUGUACCUCUGUGUGAGUGAAAGUGUGUUUUCCUGAAUUUGCAAACAUGUAAAACCUCCCGAAUGGAGGUCAAUCCCGCUAAACUGGGUUUUUACGCACAGGAGAGUAGAGGAUCCUUAUUACACACUAAUUUUGAACAACCUUUGAGGAUGCAAUCUUGGGUACUUAGAUCUGCUUAAUGCAGUAUUUGAGUGGGUAAUCACAGUUACAGGCAUGAUGGUGCACAUCGCAGAGCAAAAAAAAGGAAAAUAGGGCAACUUAGAGUUCGUAAAUGCAGUAAAUCCCUUGGCAAUCAAACUUCACCUCUUGACAGCCCUCAGAUUCCCCGAUUUUUCUGUGCCAAUAUGCCAAUCAGUAAUUGUGACAUGACACUUUGGCGCCUCAUAGUACAGACAACCUGAUAGACAGUUAAUAUGUAACAGUCUUCCAAUUGAGUCUAGCUUGUAUCUAUCAAACUGUGCAGGCACAUCUAUUGGGAUGGGCCUCUACUAGAAGUUUUAUGGUACAGCGCAAAAUAGCUGAUUCGUCGUCGUCGAUUGACUGCGGUUGUAGAGGAAAGUUUUGCAUCAGUUUCACUGAGUAAAAAAGAACAAAACUGCAUCAAAUAAAGUUAAUUUAAGCCACCGAGAACCAAUAAUAACGACUCACGAGUGGCAAUGACUGACAGAUCGUCACCUCAGAGAUAAAAAUACGUCAUUGUUAAUUGCAAAUUGCGGAUGUUCGUCCUUUUCUGUCAGUCGAUGUACUUAACCUUUACUUAUCAAACGAGCAACAUGAUUUUAUUUCAUUAUCAAGUAUUAAAUCUAGUGUCUGAAGUUAAAAACUGAUAGUCUGAACAUCUUUUAUGAUCUUGUGGAAAGAGUUGAACAGUGAUUUUAUUUCCUCGCUCCACUAGAGUCACACUUUACAUGCAGUCAAACUGCACUGAGACCACUUAGAGACGGCAGCAGCAGGCAGCCGUCAAAGAAAGUCUUUAAUAUCAAUUAAUCUGCAUUAAUUGGUUCCUCUUUUUUCCUCGCUGAGUGGGGAAGAUGAAACGGGGCGCGAUGGGUCUUGCAAGAGGGGGAAGAUUAAACAGGUCGCACGCUGCUCUCCGGAGCUCUUUUAAGUCGGUGCAGCAGGUUGUGGUGUUUAAAGGCGUCGAGAAAGGCGAGUGAGCCCCACACACACAGUCUGAGACACUCUUGUGCUGUUAGGCUCGCUUUCAUCACAAAGACUUUGUACAUAAACGCUCAAAGCAAAUCAUAUUUCAGUGUGUCUGUGUGCGCUGUUGUGUGGGUGUGGGGUAAGACCUUGUACAUAGGAGCUCAAAGCUAAUCAUAUUUCAAAGCGUGCGGGAGAGGCACAGGUGAAUGCUUGGCUUUAUUGACGAAUGCUUGUCUAAAUUUGUGCGUUUAAAGGGAUUGCACGCAUGUGUGGGCGCAAAAUAAGAUAACACAAAACCUAAAAAGCCCCAGAACACACAAAAAGAUCUUUUUAAGAGUUGUUUUCCAGUCCUCUCCCUCCUUUUCCACCUCUUUUUUUUUCAUCCCUCGGCCUUCGUUUCGCUCGCUGUUGCUCGGCAGCUUUGAGCGCGCUUCAUCUCACAAUGCACACACACACAAACACACAUGCGCGUGCACACGGACAGGUGUUUGCAGGUAGCUGUUUAUCUUUUCGUCCCUAACCCUUUAUAGAAAGAGGGCUUCUCCUAAGCCUGACGCACACACACGGGCUGGGAGAACAAAGCGAAAAGAAAAAUAAGACUUUGAACCCGACCAAUAGGAACUCCUUGCAGCUGUGAUGUGGGACGCGAUCACAGUGUCAUCUUCAAAGAUGAUUUAGAUGUCGCUUUAAUUAAAAAAAAAAGAAAUAUUUGACACGUCUCUUGAUCCUGCAGAGCCGUUUCAUUCCAAAAUGUUUCCCCAUUCAUCGAAGGAAAAAACACGUCUUUGAAAUCAGACAUUAGUAUUUCAAAGAUGCUGACCAGCGUUCAAUCCUCUCUUUUUUUUAGUCGUAUGUUUGAAGGAACCCAAAUUUGUUUGGACAUUUCACUGAAACAAAAGAAAUAAUUCAAAAAUUACUCGACUGAAUGAGGAAAAUAUCUUUUUAAUUUUGAUUAAAUCCAUUCAUCGGCUUGUUUCACUGUGUGGAGACGUAAAAACAAACACCUAUAAUCAUGUUUGUACCCGUAAUAAUUAUCAGGGUGGAUGUUCCGAAUACUUUUACACAUGACGAGCGUAGUCGCCAAAAAAAGAAGCUCCUCAGAUGUGAAUUUUUGCUGCUUUUUUCUCCGGUUUAAAUUGAAUUUUUUGGCUUUAAUGCUGCUGGUCGAAGAAAACUGUUUAAGCAAGUCAGUCAAACAGAUUUCUCAGGUUACUGUCGGAUGAUUAAAUCACAUUUAUAGGCCUUGAGCAGCUUUUUCUUUAUUGGAAGUGAUGGGAAACAUUUAAAAUGGACAAAUUCAUGCGCCAAAAAGUUAUGAUGAAAGGAUACGAGCAGAUGUGCAAAUAACAAAGAGGAUGGAUAAGUGACGUACUUUCAAGCAUGAUGUUGAAUCUUUGCUGAUAUCAAAUAUACCGAUAUUUUUGAAAUUGAUUGAUACUGAUUGUUUCAUGAUUGUAAAGACCACAAAGUUUCUCCUGUCCUAGAUGUACCUGUUACUCUUAUUUUGACACUCUCCUGAUCUGAAACCAGCGUGCAAACUCGCUAAUAUCAUGGCGAUAAUGGGCAUAACCAAUUUAUGCUUAAACUUGACUUUAUUGUACUCUAACAAAAUUAUUACGUGGAACACUUCAGUGGGAAAAAUGCGUCAUUAUUUCAGAGGAUGUAAAUGUCACUCGACUGCCUGCAGUGUCUGCAGACGUGAUCAGCAUUCAGAAUUAUUUUAAAACGCUGUUAAUUUCUAGACCAAAAAAACAGACAAAAUUAUUUGCCCUUUUUUUACUUUUUAAGUGACAAUCGCAGCAGGACAAUCAGACAAUUUGGAUGUUUAUUGAUAAAUGUUAUCUUUUGGAGAUCAUUUAAGCUGAGAUUUCUAAUUCUUAUCGAAGGCAAGGCGUCUAAUUGACAGUGUGUUAAAAGUCAAAGCUUCACUUUUUGGGUUUAGUGGCUCUAAAAUGCACAUUCUGUUCAUUUCUCAGGAUUGAAUUUAAAAUAAUAAGAUAAUGGAUGUUUUUAAAUGACGAAAAUGCCUUUAAUGUUCACAAAACUUCCUUAAACAGUCAGAAAAUGACAGAAAACGUGUGGCGCAGCAGGUUGAUCUGAGGUUUUGAAAAAGCCCGGCGGUCAGGUUGAAGUGUUUACAUCCAUCACACACACAGAACAAUCACACAAACACACAAACACACACACACACACUCUCUUUCUGUCCGUCCGUCUGUGUGUGUGUGUGUGUGUGUGUGUUUCAGGUCUGUGUAUCUCUAAUCCUUUGUACAGAGCUGAGCAGAUGUCCCUCAUUCAUUUAUGAAUUUACCCCCCCAGCCCCACCUCCCCAUUCACACACACACACACACACCUGGCAGCAAGGUCAAGUUACAGCUGAUACACUGAGUCCUGCACACACACACACACACACACACACACACACACACACACACACACACACACACACACACGUCUGUUUUUCCUCUUUAUAUCAGCCUCACACUCUUAUCUCUGAGUCAUGUUUGGGAGCUUUUGUGUGUUUGUGCGCUCCGGUUUGUGUACAUGUGAGUCAGUAAAGUACAAGACAGGCUGAACACAGUGUAUUAACCUGUGCUGCUUACACACACACACACACACACACACACACACAGUGACAGGUUGGUAUGAAUGUUAACUAGCUGACGGUGUUGUUGUUUGCUGACCUGAUGUAUCUGCUGCUGAAUGAAUGAUGGACGACUUCGCCUCCUGACCGCCUUAACAUGUUUAUUAUCUAAUAAAACUUUUGAAUAUUUUAUAAUUAUUUUAGAACAGUUUCGUUGUAGAAAACAUAAACCGGCCAAAGUCAAAUCCUGCUUUUAGUCCACCACAACUGUUCCCAGAUGUAAUCCUGACAACGUUAACUACUUUCAGCUAUUUUUUUGUGCCUUUUCUUGUAGAUGUUCUCUACCUUAAGUACCAGUGUAAAGGUGCAAAAAAAAAGGGUUCUGAUUUUAAGUUAUUGUACACAAUCUGUUGGUAGUAUCAUUGUUUAAAGAAUAGCCAACAGGCGCGUACAACAAAAGCAACUUGAAGUUUUCACAGUUGAUAUUUUCUACCAUAAUGACCAUAGUAAAAGCGCAAAGACAAAUUUGGAUUUCCUUUCCCAACAUUGUCCAAACACCUUAAAUUAAAUGCAAGAGGAAACGUGUUCAGUUCUUACACUUUCACAAAUAUCACUGAUCAUGUUGACAUAAAACCUACUGAGUAAGCUCGACUAAAACUGGCCAACGCUUUUGAAGGUUAAGGUUCUCAGCUGAAAUUAUUGGUGGAAAACAAAUAAAUUAACAAAUGAAUAAAGAAAGAAAAGAAAAGACAAGAAGAAAAGGAACUAGUUUUCAUUUUAAAAAAGCCACUGAAAACCUUCACUCAUAUGUAACUGAGACAUCAGUCCAAGCCAGACUUAAUAAAGGUUCUCUACCGUAAUUACCAGUGUAAACACGCUAAGAUAAAAUUGGUUUUCUCUUUUUUUAAUAUUGCCCAAAACUGACUUAGAUACCACGGUAAGGAAAAAGAGAAUAACUUCUAUCAAGCCCAACCAAAACCAACAUAUAUUUUCCAAUGUAGAGGUUCUCUACCGUAACUACGAGUGUAAACGCGCAAAGAUAAAAUCCUACAAUCCGUUUCUUUUUUUUUUUUUUACAUUGUCCAAAAUUUCAUAGUGUAAAAGAAAAAGUGAGAAAUCGAUCAAGCCUAACCAAAACCAACAGAUACUUACCAAUGUAGAGGUUCUCUACCGUAAUCACCAGUGUAGACACGCAAAGAUAAAAUCGGUUUCUUUUUUUUAACAUUGUCCAAAAUUUCAUAGAUAACAAUGUAAAAGAAAAAGAGAAUAAUUUCGAUCAAGCCUAACCAAAACCAAUGCAUGUUUUCCAAUGUGGAGGUUCUCUACCGUAACUACAAGUGGAAAGGUGCAACAAAAAUUUGUUUUGUACUUCUGUAUAUCGAUUUAUUGAUCUGAUCCAACUGAAAUCAAGUUUUCUAUUUCUAACCUGGAUGAAAAUGGUCAAAAAAAUCUGGAUAUUAUUCAAACUCCUCACUCCAUCUAUCCCUCUCUCUCUCUCUCCUCAUCCUUUCUCUGUUUCCCGGUUACCGAUGCUCCUCUCUGCCUCUCUCCAGCCACAUCAGGCCCCUGGGGUUUCUGUGCGAGUGUGUGUGUGUGUUUGUCUGUGCGCUAAUUGACCUUGCAGGGGGUUCCAUUGAUUGCCUCAUCUUCUCUGAUAGAUUAUGGGGCUGUUAAUGUGGUGGGGAAAUGGCAGCGUGGUGGGGCACAGCUGUUGUCACACACACUCGCCCUGCGUCCCCGUGACCAGGGCCUCCUCCGCAAUUAUUAUUUUGCUUGUUGAGACGCCGGGAUGUGCACAGAGGCUGCAGAGAUGCUGGAAUGAGAGUGGGAUUUGAUCCAAAGCCAGCAGGUGUUCGUGUCUGGAUGUAAAAUGGCACGCUUUCAGGAGAAUACAUCCUCAAUUUUCUGUUCAGUUUAAUGGCGCCGCCGUCAUUCUCACAAACCGAAUAGGAGUUCAGUUUAAAUAGAGAAAAGCUCCUUUUAUGUGUGAUCACGAAAAACUCAACAAAAACAAAAACCUUCACAUGUGGUACAGAUCGAAAAGCACUCAACACUGUUUUUUAGGCUGGCUCCCCACCUAGCACUCCUAAACGCAGCUUUCUUGAAGCCUUUUCCGCUGUUGCCAUGCUAGAAAAUUCUGUUUCUCUAUGUAAACUAUAAAAUAAAGCCAAGUCCUACACCAGGGAGUCCAGCUUUCGAAGGAUGCAGUGAGAUGGUCGACCCUACGUCAGAUUGUCGGCUCAUAUCACCAGUCUUUCGCCUCCUGAUGCUAGCAUUGCAUUGCGCCGCUCUUAAAGAUCGCUGUAGCGGCUAAGUCUACAACUUAAAACCACUGAGGGGCGGCCUAGACAGGCUAAAAGUAACUGAUGCGCUGGCUACCGCACUUAAUUAUUGUGAGCUGUGGAAAAAUUACUCCGGAUUGCCUUUUCCUUCGCUGCGUUCUUUACUGCUCACCAUUUGACUUGUUUUCCAUUGACUGUAUCACCAAAAACAACAUCCAAAGUGACAUAGCCAGUAGCGGUUGAAAAGCUUUGUGCUCCUCCGUCUAGUGACACCUGACAGAAGGUUCCUACAAAUACACACCCAACACCACAAGGACACCUGCUGGCCCAAUUAGGCGAUAUACACAAUUCACUUAGAAAAAUGGCUUCUACACUCGCUACUGUGCUAACUAGCCAGAUUUAACUUAAAAACCACAGUCAACAUUUCAGAGGUAGUUUCGUAUUUUCCAACAUUUGCACAACUUGCUAUCUAAUUUGCAUUGGUACGCAAAGAGGAUACACCAAAUGUAGCUUGCUCCGCCCAGUAAAAGUUGGGGGGCUUUUUUGGAAAUGGGACCACCUUCUCCGCGCUACUGUGACGCAUCCUGUCUUCAAAAACAGCCUUCAAAGGCUAGGACACAGCUAACAGGGUUUUAAGUACGUUGGGUCCCAGUUCGGACACAGAAAAUUCAAAAGGGAUUAAAAAUCCCCAGCAACAAAGAUCAGGACAAAAUAGUUAUGCUGCGUUCGAGUUACCUCAGAAGUCAGAAGUCAGAGCUGAAAAUGACGUUGCACACGAAUUACAAGCGUUUCAGUUACCAAGUUACCAAGCUCCUCACUGCUUAAGUUCUCUGCUGGUUCCUUGACGUGUUUCGAUUCAGAUUCAGGAGGGCUUGUCUCCGAACCACCUGAAGAAAGCCAAGCUGAUGUUCUUCUACACCCGCUACCCUUCCUCCAACAUGCUCAAAAUGUUCUUCUCCGACGUCAAGGUAAGAGUUCGCCAUGUUUUUGUAUUUACUGCCUUUUUUGGUUUCUCUCUACCACUUAUUGAGUUUCUGCUCAUUUCUUUGUCUUAGUCCCUCAUAGGCCUGUCGCGAUAAUCAAUAAAUCGCCUUAUCGCUCGGUAAAUAAAAACGAGGUCGGUCAUUUUGCCAGCCUCGAUAAUUGACGUGCGUUUGUUUUCCUCAUCUCUCGCUACCAAACACGCUGGAUGAGAGAAGAGGUCUCACUCUGCGCAUUGUUCUCGGCACCUGGGGGCGUUGGCUCUAUAGCGGAAUGAACGGAGUUAGUGAACCCUCCUGUCAGUUAUUCAGUGUCUUUGUCACGAGGGGGCUGGCGCGCACAGGCACACAGACACAGACUUUUUGGAUACAGUGCUGCAAGUGAGCGUCGUGAGUGAAAAGCAAGCAAACAGAAUGAACACGACAGCUUUGGUGUCUAAACCGAACGCAACAGCCCAAGUGUGGUAAUAUUUCGGCUUUAAACCAGUUUUGUUUUCGUCAACCACAAAACUCGCGCGUGUGCGUGUCUGUGUGUUGGAGGAGCACAGCAGGAUGAUGAGAGCUGUCAGAGCGGACUGAAGCUGCUCCUAUAUGUUUAGCGUUUAACUGACUGAGUUUUGCAACUCUGUUUGUCAUUUUCGUCUCGUCCCAUCAACGUAAACGCACUUUCGUCUCGUCACAUUUUAGUCAUCUCCGACUUAUGUUUAGCUCGUCAACGUUACGUCUUCGUCGUGGAAGAAAGGGAAAUAUUUUAGUCAACGAAAACAACCAGUGUUGUUCUCGUUGACGAAAAUAUUUCCCUUUUUUGACGCUGGCGUUGACGAAAAUAUUUGACGAAAUAUGACGAAAACAACACUGCUUUAAACCAAAUGAAAGAGGUGAGCCCACAAAUACAGACGAGCCGAUAUGUCGUAUUUGUUCCAAAGUUGUGGUGACAAAGAAGGGGAAUAUGACCAACAUGCAUGUGCACCUCAAGCACAAUCAUCCCCUCCAUUUUUCUCAACUGAGCAAAAAAAGUACCGCCGGAGGUGCUGCGGAGCCAUCGUCCCGACAGGUACCGCUUACUGAAGCGUUUGGUAAGCAAAGCAAAUAUAAACAAAACAGCGCAAAAUGGUGCGCGCUGACAGACAGUGGAAAUUAAAGUUUAUCACUUUUGACACGGUGUACUCACAUUAUUAUGCCAUAUAAUAUCAUUAUCUAUAAUUUAAAAAACGGUGUCAAUAAUAUCGUUUAUCGGCAAUAAUUUGUAGCACAAUUAUCGUCCAGCAAAAUUUGUUAUCGUGACAGGCCUAGUCCCUCAUCCUUGCCUUCUUGUUCAGAGAAAAAACAUCUAUUUCCUUAGAGAUUGUAGGAGGUGAAGUUUUGUGUCAGGGUUCAAAUUUCUGAAAGAUAAACUUCACCCUUGUGGUAAAAUGCAGUCGGUUGCAUAAUUUACUGAAAAGCGGCAAAUGAAUGAAAAUCUUGCGGCGCCAAAGAAAAAGAGAAGAAAAGGGAGAGGUGGCCUCCGCCAGCUCAAGUUCACAAGUCGCUCCUCGUUAUAGAAAAUGACGGAAAAUAAGAGGUUAGAUUUUUGUUUGGUGAGAAUAACCGAACCCCCGCCAGAUAAAAUGCACAAUGAAUGCGUAAGGAAAUUGAAGACGGCAUGAAAAGGUGACUCAUAACCUGAGAAACAGAUGAGAGGGAUGAGAAGUGUCGCUGUCAUCGUGAGGCCAAGGUUGGAGAUAGAAAAACUCUCCAGGAUCAGAUCAGGAAAAUUAAAAAUCAUCUGAUUUUUGUCGGCAGUUUCUCCAAAGUCUCAACAUUAAAAUAUUGUGAUUUUGCUGCAUUUUAUCCUCUGAUAUUAUUUAAUUUACCGUUUUUCUGUGUUGUUCAGUUACUCUGUAUACAUGAGUGUGUGUGUGGCACAGAUGGGUGCUCCAGUCUGUCACGUCUUUGGAGCAUAAUUAGAGUUUCUGGCCUUAAUCGGCCCAGGGGGUGAAGGGAGGGGUGUCCACGCCCACUUUCCCUCUUACACACAUACUGUGACACACACACACACACACACACACACACACACACACACACACACACACACACACACACACACACACACAUGAAACAGCCUUUUCACUCUCACUCUCACAAUAUAAAACAUGACUGUUUAUUUCAGUUUAGAAAAAAGCAAAAAUCUGAAUAUUAGCUGUAAAUUAACAGGUAACAAAAAAAAAAAAACAGGUUAAAAAAUUUUAAAUAUUGAGUAAAGAAAGAAAUACACAGAGAUAGAAAGUGAAUGGUGCAUCAAUUUAUAAGAGAAUAAUUUUUUAUAAAUUCAAAAUCAGUUAUAAUUGCUCAUAUGGAGGGUGAAAUGAUCAGUUUUCUCACUGUUGUCGCGAUGCAAGCUAGCUACAAAAUAGUGCCGCCAAUCUAAAGGUGACAACGCUUUUUCCGAUUUGCAAAAAAAGUUACAAAAGUCUCAAUUAAUUAGAGCAAAUAUUAAAAGUGACUUUACAAUUUUUUUUCUGUAGGAAUUCAUACAUUUAAAAAGGAGGGCUGGCGAUACAAAGUGUUCACACUAUUUCUGCGCUGGAUAGUUACAGCUAGCUUUUAGUUUCCGCUACUGCAAACGUCGGGAUCUAUCUCAAAAUACAAAAAAACAAAAACAAAAACAAAUAAAUGAAUAAAAAUUUUUGUACAUUUAUAUGGACGUUUGGGUUUAACUAUUGUGCUUUCACGCCAACUUCGUAUCCAAAUGCCAAAGCUAGCUCUGAAAUAUUCUUCGUCUGAAAAAAGGCAACGCUUUCUUACCGAUGUUUGAGAUGAGGCUCAGGCACCAUGACCAUUUACAUGCUAAUUUCAGAAUAAUUUCACGCCAGUUUGAAAACAAAAAUUUGGCAAAUAUUCAGUUACAAUGCCAUGAAUUAAGACAAAUUGAGUAAUGACUUUAGAUAACUUGCAAUACUAACAUUGUAAAACUAAAUGUAUUAUAACUUGAAAUGGUUUUUUUUAUGUAAUUGCACAAUUAUUUCUCACUGAGCAUUUAAACGAACUUUUUUUUUUCACGCCCUUUUUCAACAUUUCUCGCCAUAUCAGUUUAAUGACAUUUUCUACGCCAGAUACAGCUAAUUUUGAGUGUUGAAUUUGUCCAGAUUUUAAGGUGAAAUAAGAUUUAGGAUUGUUUGUAAUCCAUACAUCAUUAAAUGUGUGAUUUAUAAUGAGAAAUUUGAGAAUGUUUCAUGUAAGUAUGCAGUGAGUAAGAAUUUACUUAGGCCUUAGCUAGCUUUCGCUCAGGUUUGAGUUAACUGAUGCUAAUUUAUUUAGUGGGAAUAAGGAAUAAAUUAUUUUUGUAUGUUUUCAUUUUAACUCAGGAGGUGGAUUUUGCAAACACAGGCAUAAUAUUAACUGUAAAAUGACCAAAAAGAGACCGGUCUCGGCUCUUUGUCACCUUUUCUUUCUCCAAAAUACUUAUUAUUCCAACAAACAACCAAACUGAAAGUCGUCUGUUCAGGCUUUAUAACAUAGCAGGAAAAAUUCAUGAUGAGACGAGGCUGAAAUGAUGGAAAGUACGUGUGUGUCGUGUGAAAGGGGGGAGUUUGAGAAAAUGACAGGAGGGGGGCAAACAAAUGAAAGAGAAGACAACAGAACAACAGCUUAAAAACAAAGGCGCUGAUUGUUUUGUGUUUACAGGCGAAAGGAGCAUACGGCUCCUCUACGGAUUCAGGACGCUCUAUUCAAAUGAGCACACACACCAACACACACACUAACACACACACACACACCAGCUGCCCUUUGGCUCGUAUUUGUGGUGACCACUUCCUCGUGGUAGCGCCACAUCCUAACCGGCUGCCAUGGCAACAAGGGUCGUUGGGACACGGGGUUGCUAGGCAAACACAAGGUGGAUAAGCUCACCUGCUCCCAGUAUGAGUGAGUGUGAGAGUGAUUAGUCCAUUCAAUCAACAAAUAGCCAUCAUAACACAACAGUUACACCUGUUUUUCAGGAACACCGAGACGAGACGAACAACUUUCAAACUCAGAUUAAGUUUAUUCGAUAAUGUCUGAGAUUUAAAAUCAUGAAAAAGAAAUGUCGGCAGUUAUUUAUAAUCUAGUAUUUUUGGCUUUCCUGAGAAUUUCUAGCCAAAUGAGGCGGAAAUAUCUCAGAAGUUCUGAAUAUUUCACAUAAUAGUGAUGAGCCACUGGAGGAAAUUGCUGUGAAAUCAGACAUGGUUGUACCAAGGUCACUAAAAAUUUAGAGAUUUUUAAGGCUGUAGCUUUAGAGAAUAAAAAUCAUGACCAGGUGGCUCAUCAUAAUCUGGGUAAAUGUGGGUGGAGCUCUGGUUUAUGAACUAAUUACGGCAUGAGGGGAUUAAUUUGGCAAAACCACCGUUCUCACAAAAUGAGUGGAUUUUUAAAGUGCGUUAGUUUGUUGUACUCCAGCGAAAGAAAUCAAUUUUUUUAACCCUUAUGUGGUCAUAAAUGUAAUUUUUCACUCUGGUCAAUCAAAAUUGAAGAAGGGGGCGGGACUUCUGGCACCAAAUUUGUCAACAAACUCUUCAUUAAGUGGUAGAAAACCUUGGAGUAUGGCUGCUAACAUAUCCAUUUUCCUUUCCAUCAUCAAAAAAGUUCCUCACACAGCAGAUAUUCUGGACAGUCUAACCCGUAACUAUUGCUGCGUUUGAGUUACCUCAGCAGUCAGAUGUCCGAGCUGAAAAUGGCAUCACACCCAAGUUCCCAGCGUUUUAGUUACCAAGUCGGAAAAAAGCGAAUUCGGUGGCCUGAAACAAGAUGGCGACGUCUACGAAAGUUAUUUUAGCGAUUGCCUAAUAUUUGGACAAGACAAGCACUAAAAUAACUUUUUUUCUUGUUUACGCCUCCGAUUUUGCUUGUUUCAGACUUGGUAACUAAAACACUGGGAACUCAGGUGUAACAUUAUUUUCAGCUCCAACAUCUGACUUCCGAGGUAACUUGAACGCAUCAUAUCUAUCAAAGUAGAAGUACUAGGGGACAGUUUUUGUAACCUAGCUACAAUGAGCGGCACUGAAAAGCGCACAAUAAUGCUGUAAGUAGACACAGGCCCUAAAACACAGCUAAUUCUCGACACGUUACAGCUUUCUACGAUACUUCUCGCAUUCAGCUUCAAACACAUCAUUUUAAAACUCAAGGAGCUGAAUUUAAAGCAGUACCUCACAAACCAGCACAGGUUGGAAACAGACCGGGACAGUUUUAUAACCUAGCUACAAUAAGCGGCACUCAAAAGCACAAAAUAAUGCUGUAAGUGGACAUAGGCCCUUAAGAAUUAUACAUUCAUUGCUUUUGGCGAUAAUACGCGGAUAAUUCUCGACAUGUUGCAGCUUUUCUAUAGUAUUUCAUGCAUUCAGCUUCUAGCACUUCACUUGUAAAUUUAAGGAACCGGAUUUAAAGCAGUACCUCAUGAAUCAGAAAAGGUUUGAAACAGACCGGGACUAUUUUUAGCGGCGUAAGAAUCCAAAUUUGUUGCUUUCGUGUAAAUUUAUGGCGGUAUACGAGAUGGGAUUGACUGAAAAUACAGUGCGAGUGUUCAUUGUAAUGACCCAACAUGUCACGCUGUGCAACAGUGUGACUCAUUGAUGUGUUUUUAAUAGUUGGUGGACAACAAUGGAGCUCUAUGGCACAGGGGGGACCAAGACACAUCAGCAGACAGUACUCGUAGGAGAAACUCUUUGUUGGUUUGUCGUCGGUUUUAUUGUAUUGUUUAAGAAAUUGAUGGUUCCUUAAUAUUCAGAUUAUAUGCAAAUAAAGGUCUAUAGUCACGUUUAUUUUUAAUUGAGUCGUAAUCCCAGUUAAUCCGGCGUAUUUUUUACGUGGGAGGACCUCCGCGGAUAUUGCUUCACUUAAUAAAAAAAAUGAAUCAUGGGUAAUCCUGUUUGUGAUGAGCGAGGCUGUUCUUUUCAAGGCUUCAAGGGGGAGACCGAGUGGGAGACAGCGCCCUGUUGCUGUCUGCCUAUGUCCUGUUUCAUUGUCCCGUCGCAUUCAUUACCCUCAUUAUUACCAUAUUUCCAAAAUCCGGGUCAAUGUCUCCGUCUCUUUUUCUUUCUCACCCUCUCUCUUACUCCCCCUGCCUCCCUCCCUCCUUCCACGGGGAACAAUAAGUAGCAUGUGUUAGGAGGAUCAGGCAGAUUCACUGUAAGGGAAUUAGGGCCCUGAAUGGCUCCCCUAAUUGGACUUGAAUGGACUUUGUCUCUGGGAAACUGGUUCUUAAAGAUGAGCCUCUUACGCACAAUGGCCGCCUCGCUCCGUGUGGGAAGUGGGUUGAACCGACGACUGUUUUAGGCACACAUGGGCAAGCACACACACACACACACGAACACACAGGGGGAUCUUAAUUAUGUAGUGAAAGCUCUUGCCUUCUGACCAGACAAUCAUAUAUGUUAGCAUGAGACGCCGAGGUGGCUGCCGUCUCGUCUUGAGAGAGUCAGUGAGAGUAAUUAAGACCUUGUUAAGACCCGAGGAGUUAGGAUUAAUUAGACGCUCGCCGGCUCGCACACUCUCACUCGCUAGUCUCCUGCCGGCUUACACACUCGCACGCACACACUCAGGAGGAGAGGUAGCAGCGGCGGAUUUAUAAUCAGAGCCCAGAAGACUCUCGCCUUGAGAGGCUGAGGUGAUAUCUGGUGCUGCCUCCUCAGCAGGCAUCAAUUAGUCCGACCAGCCUCUCAGCCGUCCCAUCAAUUAGAGCGACACCGCCAAUUUGGGAACGACGAGGCAAGAAGAGGGGACGCAACGAUUUAUGAAGUGACUUCUACAACCUGGCUUUAAAUGUCCCGAAUUCCUCACAGAAGUUCAACGUCUCUAAAAGCUGAAUUUGAUGGUUUUAGAAAUUGUUUCUUGACUUUUCUGCUAAGUACAGCUUUAAUUGAUAAAUAACAAAAAAACCCUCAAUGAGAUUUGAACUUUUUGCAGUUCACUGGCUCUAAUGUAUCCCCCCCAUACCACCGGGGAACAAGUCAAAUGGUCCUUCUGUUCUUAAUGGCUGAGGAUGUGGCGUCCAUGAUCUCAAAAAGCAACUUCAAAGUUCAUCUCGGGUCCCCAAAGUUUCCGGGUUUUGUACAGUUUGAACCCGGUGACUUCCACUACAGAGUCAUGUCUGUCUUUAAGGCAGGACAUGACCAUUUAGGAUUGCUUUUCAGCCUUGCUAUUUUUUAAGAGAUUUCUCCACGUUCUCUUAUUUCUCAAAGACAAAGAACACAGAACGGUGGACGGGUUCUCAUCUUGACUUCUAACCCAAAACUUCCACCACAUCCGGAACGGCUCCGAUCUGGAACUGUGGCGAUAUUCGCCGUCCGCCAAUGCCUACCAAAUCCGUUUGUGAGGCAAAUUUCGUGGCAGAUUACGGACAGCGGAAAUCGCGCAAUAACGAGUUGUCUCUAUGAAGACAGUCACAUGACCAUAUAAGCAGUAGAUUGUGUCCUUCCAGAGGAGGAAAUCCACUUCUAGACUUCUAGAAUCAGCAUCUCCUCAUCCAUGGUGUCAUCGGGGUAAAAUGCUGUCUAAAAUUCCGUUGACUCGUUAGUCACCGCCCGUUUGCACGGUGCGAAAUACGAUCCGCCUGAAACACGGAGCUGGAUGUCUUUUAUUUUGUGUCGGUGCCCUAACUUCCUUACUAGCGCGGGUUCUGCGGCAUGCUCCAGUGUCGGGAACUCUUGUGAUCGGCUGAGAAGUCUGCCAAUCCGCAGCGGAACGGAAAGAAGCUGGUGGAGAUUGACACAAUAACUUGAUCGGCGGAUACGGCCUUUUCGUAGCCAUUCCGGAUGCGGUGGAAACUGGGGUUAGACACCUCCGCCUCACUAAAACGCCCUUUUUAUACCCGAUUGUGUUAUUAACCUGCUGCAAACACAGAUAAUUAGUUGGGAGUUGUUUCAAUGAAACUUCAGGUUCCCAACUUUCUUUCCUGAUAAACGGAACAUUAAAACCACUUCAGUGCCAGCCGGACAUAAACGCUCCUAAACCAUCAUUUGAAAAAGUUCUGACAGCAGCUUUUCUUACAGGAAACCUCCGGCGUUGCGUCCCCUUCAUUUAUGUCGAUGGUGCACAUUCGCGCCGUCCUCUCUGAAAUGUGCCGAGCCACGUCGAAUCUGCUUGAAGUGGGCAGAUUCUUAAAGGAUGUGUGUGUUUGCCCUUCCAACGUGGCCUGGGGGUGCUGACAACGGAGGCCAUCAAGGGGAAGGAGGGAGGGAUGGAGGGAUGGAGGGGAGGGGGAGGCACCCUGACACUUUCUCUGACACUCUCUCUUUCCCCCCUUUUGGCUGUAAACGGAAAAUGGCAUUCCUCAAGCUCAGCACUUUGCCCCCCCCUCUAUUCUCUUUCUGUCUUUUGUCUCUCGCCUCUCUACAUUUUUUUUUUUUGGUUUGUGCUGAUUGUGACGAGCUGGACGGGACGGAGGGAGGGUGAGAGGGCAGGUGGUGUGAUAGCUGGAAGCAUGCAUGUGUGUUUCAUCCUGGCUGUCCUACCAGACUGAGAAACUUUGUUAGAAGUUUGAGGAUCUAGAAACGGAGACAUUAACGCAGACGAGCACUUUGCAUUAAACGCCACAUAGACAAAUAUGGCUGCAGCUUGAGCAGUCCGAUUCAUGCAAAUAAGGCCAAACCAAUGCCUUAUUUGCAUCGGAGGCUAACAUUAUCAAACUCUACUUUUCUGAUAUCAUAAUAUUGUAAUAACGUGUAUUUGCGGGGCGACAACCUUCCAUUUCCGUCCGGCGUUUUUCAUGUCACCGUGUGUGUGUGUCUGUGCGUCUUAAUUGCUGAGUGAUCAUGUUCGUUUCGUGCAACACUUUUGUGGGUCAAAACACCCCCCACUUAACACACACAAACACACACACACUUCCCCCUCCUGUCCCUGCACUCUCUAAAACCCUUUUCCUUCUGUUGCGAACACACUCACACUCACACACAUUCCCAAUUAUGCUCCAUUAUGUCACCCCCUCUGACAGCUCCUGAAAAAAUAUCUCUUUCCUCUCCGUCCUCCUCUGCUCGUCUCUCUCUCUCUCUCUCUGCAUUCCUUUUUUCAUUCCACCUCUCCAUUCAUCUCUCUCUCUCUCUCGCUCGGCCCUUGUUCCUGUGAGACAAUGUCUUGCAACAAUACAGAGCUUAAUCUCCGUAUCAAAGCCGUUUUUCCACUCCGCUGAACACACACACACACAUAAAUACACGCACAUGUAUGCACUUUCACUGCGCUGUCAUGUGUUUUUCUGCAUGUUUUGAUCCAGAUAUCUAAGAAUGUAAAACAAAACAAUGAAAGGAAAUAGAGCAGUGUCGUAAAAUUGUAUUUCUUUUGUUUUGACAUUUUAAAGCUCCAGUAAGGAAUUUUUUUUUACAUUUUAAAGCUCCUGUAAAGAGAUUUUUGGACAUCUAUGAAACAGACUGAAAUUAAUUUUGAUGGUUUUUUAUGAUAUAAAAAUGCAAACAUGACCAUUGAUAACAAGACUUAAAAUGUAAUGUUAUUUUUCUAAAUCUGAAAUUCAUGCGACGGGGGUAGGUGUCAGCUACAAAGCUAAAACAGCUGGCAAAAUAUUAACAAAAAAUAAUGAGUCGGAUUUUUUCAAGAAAUACUAAUAAAGCAUGAAAAGCACACGAUUAGAUAAAACUAAUUUGUCCACAGGUGGCGCCAAAAUUGACAUGGGAGCUUUAAAGGCCUGAGUAAAAAAUCACAGUGGCAGAGUGACAGUGUAAAAAGUAUUUUUUCUUUUUCUUUCAACUACUCAAUUUGACAAUAUCAUGUCACACUGCAACAUUUCUUAUCCAUUGGUUGGAAGGGAGCAGGGAGAAGAAACAUCUUAUAUUACCGGUCCCUCACUUAAAGUCGAAUUGUCCUGAUAAACAAACAGAACAGAGUUUCAAAUUGACUUAUCGGUCACUGAGUAAUACUGUAGUCAUACCAUGAAGUAAACAAAACAAGCAUAAUAAUAGUAAAUAUAAAUAAAAGACAGCAUUUUUGUACAGGUCUCCAAUUCAUUACUUUGACAGUUCCAUAGUUUAACUCCCACUACAGAGAUACACAUCUGCCUCAGAUUUGACCUUACUCGUUUCUUUUGCUGGUUAAAAGUAUAAAGAAGUUGUUUUGUGUUCUGUUUAUGACUAUUUUGGCACCUACCCUGCGGCAGCAUCAGAAACAUAUCCACUUAGAAGUUAUCAAUCUUGUUGCAAAUGGGCUCGUUCGCUUUAGAGAGGCAAGAGUGUGAAUUUGAGACUCUAUAAAAACUCCUCACAGGAGCUUUAAUGUGCCCAAGAACUCGACGGGUUUAUCAUUUACACGAGGCUACGGCUAAAAGUUUAAUAUUGAAUAAUGUAUGAGGCAUGGACCAUCGAAGAAAUAUUUGUGUAUUCAUAAUUAGUCGUUGAGCCGUGCUCUGGGUAAGCGCUCUGACUGAGGUAAGGUCUGAGUAAAAUGACAUAUCACCAUGCAAAUAAGCGACAAAGCAAACGCAUGGCUGCAUUUUAAUAAAGCUGCUGAACUAAUAAAGAGGAAAUAUCCAGAUUUAAAUCGACUAUAUAUCAGUGAAAAGCUGCUUCAUGAACCACAUCUAUUUCUGACUGUUUCAGAGGUUAAAAUGUUGUGAAUACGGUGCUUUAAGUUGGACUAAAUUCCUUUUUUUAUUCGCCACAGUUCAACCGCUGCAUCACCUCCCAGCUGAUCAAGUGGUUCAGCAACUUCAGGGAGUUCUACUACAUCCAGAUGGAGAAGUUCGCCCGGCAGUCCAUCAACGAGGGCGUGACGGCCUCGGAGGAGCUGACGGUGGGCCGCGACUCCGAGCUCUUCAGGGCGCUGAACAUGCACUACAACAAGGCCAACGACUUCGAGGUAAGACGAGUUUCAGUCGAAUUUCCUUCGCUAUCUCUUUAAAUCGCCUCCAUCCGGCGCCGCUCGCACACUCUCUCACACAAACGUCCUCUACUAAGUCAGCUGUUCAGCGCAACAGUCACCUCACGAUUCUGCUGAGGUGUGGAUGUCGCAAAGUGAGUGUGUUUGUGUGUGUGUGUGUUCGAUGAGGCGAAAGAGGACGCCGCUCCAGGCGCGGGUGUCCUUGUCAAAGCGAUUUGCAGAAGUCACAUUCUCCCCCUCACUUUUUUUUCCCCCUCCUAAUAUUGGUCUGAGGGGACCUGAGGGCCCUUAAACUGUUCAACGAAACAUCAGCAGCAUUUAGAUGUCCAUUAACACACACACACACACACACACUCUGACUCCGACACACACACACACACACACUUUUGUUUUAUUUUGCUUAUGGUGAGAAAUGUCGACGCUUAGUUGGAGCUUAAAUGCACAAAGAGCGGAGAUUUGCAGACGCAACACAAACACGCACAGAGAUUUUAAGGUACCGGGGUGUUCUGCUGUGGAUGGAUGAAUAGCGACGCUUUGCAUCUUUUGCAUAACAAGAGUCAGGUAGCUUUUCACAGGUGUGUAUGUAAAAGAAGCUGCACAGGAAACACACACUCACAUGCAAAUCUGCGCUGUGUUUGUUCUUGCCGGUUCUUCUCCAGAGGGGUUAUUUUCAGGUCUGCGGGGUGAAGGUUCGAGUCAGGGUCAAGAGUUUGGAUUUGGAUGUUUGAAACUUCAGGAAUAAACAAAAGAAGAGGCACAGCGUGGAAAAAUAAGCUCUGAUUUCAUCGCUUUGAUUCGUCUUAGCUCAUUUCAGAGCGAUAUGAAAAUCCACUUCAGGACAUUUGACACCAGAAACAGAGUUAAACAAACAUUUACAGUCAAUACUUUGAAUACCGAAGUUCUUCAUUUGCAAACAGCGAGUGUUCGGAGCGUUUCAAGUCAAACUCCGAAAUCUGAGAUAUGGUUCAGCGCAGUGUUUUUUUUUUUAGUGUUUGUACAGCAAAUCUGCGCUGAUAAAAACUUUAUCAAGUCAGAAAAGUUGGAUAGAAAACUUUUUAAACUUUGUAAUCUUCAAUUUAAAAACAUGUAUUCAUGGAGUUUGUACAUUAACUUCCAUUUAAAAAAAACAAGCCUUGUUUAACCUGAAGAAAGAAAAACCUUCAAUAAAGUCGUAUUACCUUUAAAACUGACUUUUUUUAGCAGUGUGAUUUUCGUAAACACACAUGUAGGCCGUGUCGAGUGAAACUGCGUCUCCUGCGGUGGUGCUAGCUCUACUCGCUUAACCCUCAGUUCCUACUAUGUUCGUUUUGAGGACAUUCGUCAUUUUUUCAUCUUUAUUUUGAGUUGACAGUCACAUUUUUAAAGAUUGGGGCAUCAAAUUUGGUGAGAGCUCUUAUUUUUCAUCAUAUAUAACUCUGUGUCACCUUUAGUUCUCUGUCGCUGCAUUUUAGCUCCAUCCACCCUCCUUUGUCUGCAAAUUGGACAAUAGACUUCCAAUAAAAGCAAGUUUUUUGACCAUGCGUUUACGGCACCAUAACAACAUAUUACAACCUUCUUUUUGCAGUCACUCGAUCACCAGGGCUCUAAAUUUUACUUUCAGACAGUGACACAACAGAUCGAGCCAGCACAUAAUUUUAACCCCUUCAUUCAUGAACUGAGAGUGUUUGAAGCGCUGAUUCAUCCACUAAACAUCAUCAGAAAUGAAUGAAACUUUACAUGCCGCUAGAUAUGGAUGUCUAAGAGUGGGAUAUGUGUGUAAGGAAAAGUUUGCGUGCUCCUGCGUGUGUGCACGGGUGCAAAACAUGGGUCCAUGUUUAAAACCAGUCAGAGUUUUGAACAAGUUUUCCUUGCGUAGUCUCAGGCCCUAAAAUCGCCAUCAGCGCCAGAUUUCAGCGCCGAAUGAGCAGGUUACUUUUGGCUUCAGGGGAAGGUCGAGGUGUGUCGUCCAUCUUUAUAUACAGGGGAUGAUCAUGAGGGUACAUACUGGUGAGGGUGGUCCAGAUGUUGAGUUUAAGGACCAAACUGGGACCCUACAGUGUAUCCUCUUAAAUUAGAAGAUGCUGAUAAAGCCUAAAGUUAAAGCACACGUCCUUUGUUCAAUGAAGCAUCUGUGUGUUUGCAAAGGUGGGUAUAAAUUUUCUUCUUGUACUUUGUCCCCUUCCCUGCCUCCUUCCCUCCCUUCACCUCCCUCCUUUCGUCCGCCUGCCCUGAGGGAACAUUACCGGCUAGGGACCCUCUCUCUCUCUCUCCCUCUCUUUCUCUCCCCCUCUCUCUCUCGCUCUCUCUUUCUCCUCCUCUGUCAAACUCAGAGGCGUGAAACUGGAACCGCGGCCGAAUCAGCAAGUCUCCCCCGACACACACACACAUACACACACACACACACACACACACACACACACACACACACACUGAAGUCUUCUCCUUUAGCCAAAUUUAGCAUCAUCAGAGUUCCACCUUGGUUCGUCCCCAGUCACACACACCUUCACUCCUCCCUUGCUUCCUCCUCUCCUUCUCCUUCUGUCCUCUCUUUCCCUCGUCUUUCUUUCCUUUGUCUCUUCCUGCUCUCCGUCUGGUCAUUUUGCGCCCUGACAGCUUUUAUUCCUUCCGUAAAAAUGCACCUUUUGUCAAAUUACCGGCUCAAAAAGAGGCCUUGAGAGGUUAAAUCAUUUGCAUUUAUUAUGUUUUCCUUGUUAAUCGAAGUCAACGCCGCGUUUUCUUGUGUGACAGGUUGAAAAAAGCUCGCAUCAUUAGUCUCCGAACAUGGUCAGCAUUUUAAAUAGUCAUUGUAGAGGAGUGCGGUGGAAAGGUACGAGAGUUUAAUGUGUGUUGUCUUCUAAAGUUGGCGUAAACAAACCUCCGUAAUUAAAGCAGCUCCAUUAAUUACUUUCUCCUCUUCUCUUUAGCCAUUCUUUCAACUCUUCUUUCUUGUUUACCUCUCUCUCUCUCUCUCUCCAUCAGUACUGUCUACUCCUUCCUCCCAGUCCCUUGUCUCUGAAACUAUUUUGUCCUAAUUGCAGCUCUGCCCACUAACUAAUGAGGAAGAAAGGAAGGAGGCUGGAGGAAACAGGGAAUAGUCUUCAAAAAAAAAAGAGGGAAAACAAAAAGAGGCAGAGAGGUUUUUUUCUGCCAGGACACUCGGGGAAAGGUGUUAGCUUCACCGUCUGCCAAGAGGAAGAGAAACGUUUCCCCUUUCUUCUUUUAUAUUGAGAACAGAUUGAAGAGUUGUUGGUGAAGGCUGCCAGUAGCACGGGACACGGGACUCUUACCUUGUGAUUGUGUGUGCUUGGAGUUAAGGGGGGAAUGAGUUUGUAAAGUUUUAUCCUCAGGAAUCUUUAAAAAGACAGUUUAAAGCGACGGUGAGAGGUUUUUUAAAUUUUUAAAUUAGGAUUUUAAAGGUCGACAGCCUUUCCUCGUCUUUUCAAAGAAACCAGUGUUCAGUGUUCAAUGGUAUAGCAAAUUUAACAUCUAAUAUAGAAAUGUCAAGUAAAAAUCUUUGUCUUUACAAUUCUUUGUAGGGAGGGGCUGCGAGCUGAGCUACUGCCUUUUAUUUCUCGUACUCAGAGCAAAUUGGGAUUAACUCAAAGCUUGAUAACACCAGGUUUGUAAUGUUGUCUGAUAUCAAGCCAAGUUUAAAAUCAGACUGCUUAACACUUUUUGGUUUAAGGGAAGGGGCUGCGAGGUGAGCUGCAGCUCAUGUUUACUCAAAGAUGAUCAGGGAGUCUGUUAUUCUUAAAACUACCUGACUGAGUUUCUCAGAUGAAUACAAACUGAACAAAAGGGGUUUCAAGCCACAUGUCACUGCUUUUGUUGGUUCUCAGCAAAGAGGGGCUGCGAGCUGAGCUGCAGCUAACAUUUACUCAUUUCUAAGUGUAAAUCAGAAUUAACUCAAUGCUUGAUAUCACAAGGUUUGUAAUGUUAACUGAUAUCAAGUCAAAACUCAAACUGCCUCACAAUUUUUGGUUGAAGGGGAGGGGCUGCGAGCCAAGCUGCUGCUUACAUUUACUCAAAGAUGGAUCAGGAGGUCUCUUAUUUUUAAGGCUACCUGACUGAGUAUUUCAGGUCAAUGGAAACUGAGUUUUAAACCAACUAUUACUGUUUUUGAUGCUUUUCAGCAAAGAGGGGCUGUGAGCUGAGCUGCUGCUUACAUUUACUCAAAGAUAAAUCAGGAGAUUCCUUAUUCUUAAAACCUGACGGAGUUUUUUCAGAUCAAUACAGACUGAGCUAAAGGGGUUUCAAGCCAACUGUCACUAUUUUUGAUGGUUCUUAGCAAAGAGGGGCUGCGAGCUGAGCUGCAGCUAACAUUUAUUCAUUUCUAAGAGUAAAUCAAGAAUGACUUAACUCUUGAUAACACAAGGUUAGUAAUGUUAACUGAUAUCAAGCCAAAUUAAAAAUCAGAGUGCUUAACAUUUUUUGGUUUAGGGAAGGGGCUGCAAGCUGAGCUGCAGCUGACAUUUACUCAAAGAUAGAUUAAGAGGUCUCUUAUUUUUAAAACUACCUCACUGAGUGUUUCAGAUCAAUACGGACUGAGCUGAAGGGGUUUUAAGCGAACUGUCACCGUUUUUGAUGUUUCUUAGCAAAGAGGGGCUGCAAGCUGCUGCUAACAUUUACGAGUAUUCAAUAAACAAACUCAGUUAUUCAAAUAAGGAAAAACACUUUUAUAUAGACGUGUUAGAAAUCUGGGUUCUUGGAUGGUAUAUUGCAUACAUAAUACUUUGAUUAAGUGGGCUGGUAGCUGAGCUGCUACUUAAAGUCAUGAAUUCAGUGUUAUUUUGUUAUUUUUGUUUCCAUUUUCUUCAUCUUUUGUGGGAAACAAAUGUUUUGUACUCUUGGAUUCAUCUCCUGUAUUUUUAGAUCUCUCACUUUAUCGACCACACUUGAAGCUGCACACAUGCUGUGGAAAUUGGGCGUGAACUUUUUGAGCUGAGAUCUGCCGAUAUUGAGUAAACAAGUGCGAUUAAUAGAUAAGAAAUUCACCGCACCGCCGAUCAUGCAUUGGUGAAAGUUUUGGGGGUAGAUCUGAGCGGGAGGCGAGUGCAGACGGGAUGAAGCUGUCAUAUUUUGGUGUGUUUGUGCGUCGGCUGAAGAGGGACAAUGAGACGUUUUAGCGAAGCCUUCUAGAGGACGUUCUCAUCUUUCCAGUUCAAGGAUCCUCGCUGCCUCUGUCAGCACCAAACCACGGCACAGCUGCGCCUCCCACACACACACACACACACACACACACACACACACAUGUUCACACCGACAUACACACAGAUACUCAUUUGUGUUCGUCUGAAAGAGCAGCGAUGGUUCCUCUUGAAGGGUGGGUGUGGCUGCGACCAAAAUGUGCCCUUUGACUCUGACACACACUCACGCUCACAAAUACACACACCUGGAGGCCAUGGAGUGGUCACACACUCACAUUUCAGGGCUAUCCGGUUUCAUAAGCUGUGCACUUUGUGAAAAGCUCAACUUCUCAUGUCUUUCUCCGCCGUUUUAGAUUCUUUGUCAGCCUUUGUCUCUCCUUAUUCACUCAUCUUUUUCCGCUUCCUCUUCAUCUUUAGAGGAGGUGAAAAAAAGGGGGGCUGGGCUCGACUCUCAGGAAUCGAUUCUCAAAGUGGGCUCUCUUUCAGAUCCUCUCCCUCCAGAGAAACAAAAGAAAAUGUACAUUAUUCUGUUAAGAGCUCAACGCUGGUUCAAUACCCAGUAAAACAACGCUGUUUUGUCCGGCUCGGUCUGUUCUUUCCUCCUGUCACGUCCGUCUUUCUGUCCUCACCUUCGUCUAUUUGUAACCUACCCAGAAGGCACACACACACAUUUCAAAGACUACACCUGUCCCUGCUCUCUCUCUCUUUGCCCGACCAACUCUGAUCUCUCUGUUAUUCCAAGCUUCAGGCGAUCGCUAAAUGAAGGCAACUCUUAUUGGUCGUUGAUUGAUUUUAUCGCAUUAAAUGAUCACAAAAUAUUGAGUGUGGAAGGAGGAGUGUUCCCACUGCAGCUAGAGGAGAACAAAUAACUCCAUGCUGUAAAAAAAAAAGGCGCUAUUGGAGCAACCUUCUUCAAAAUAUGUUUAAAUGCAUCUGAUCUGCUUUGCCAAAUACAUUUCCAAGCAGCUCAGGGUGAGCGGACGGGCGCACGAAGCUGAGGAGUCUGACUCUGGAGAGUGAGAUUUGCAUCCGGCAACAUAAUUUUAGCUGUAGGCUGCUUUAACUCCGGGUGAAGAUUAAGAAAAGAUCAAGGUUUUGUUGAAAACUCAAGUCAAAGCGUCUUAUUGUAUACUGAAAGUCAACUUUAGAUUCUGCAGUAUUUGACAAAAGCGGUGAUCCUGCCUUAACCUUUCCUCAGAGCUUCAAUGGCAUGAAGAAUAAUGGGCAGAAAAAACUGUUUAUGUUUGAGCUUUGAGAAGAAGAAACUAGUCAAAAGAACAGAAAUAAUUUGAAGGUUAAUUCAGUUUAAAUAUUUACUGAUUAUGCCGGGGAAGAAUAUGUGAUAAUAGGGGCGCAAAAUUUCCAUUAAAAGUAUAAAAGAUGCAAACUCAACUCGGUUCAAUGCUUUUCUUGCAGUCUUAUGAUUGAGAAAGAAAGUUUAAAGAAAAGGCAAUUAAGAGUUGAAGCUGCAAGCAAGAAGCCGGUGGAAAUUGACACAUUAACUUGAAUAUUUACGAUCAGCUGCGAUUGGCGGAUACGGCCUUUUCGUGGUCAUUCUGGAUGCGGUGGAAAUUGGGGGUCAGCAUGAGCUCAAUGCACAUGGAGAUCUGUACUUUGGCUUACAAUGACUUUGACUCAGCUAUCAUCUGUCAGGCACUGAAGAAAAUUCUGUGUCUAGUGAAGAAUACAAGGGGCAAGUUUGGUCAAACAUGCACCCUUAAAAAUCGCUAAAAUCAGACUUUCACCUAAAAUUCUGAAAGCGUGUUUUUGUAGGUCAUUGAUAUCUAGGAAUGUACCGAUCCGCUAUUUUCACCUCCGAUACCGUUACAGAUAUCUACAGUUUAAUAUCGGCCAAUACCGAUCCAAUCCCGAUAAAAAAAGGUGCGCUGAAUAACCUUUUGUUCUAAGUUUUACCACCGCCCCUCGGAACGUUUACUGCUUAGGUAUUGCAAGUGGCCGUCGAGCUUGUAGGCUGAGGUAUUAUGAUGAAGUUCAAGAUAGCAGACCCCUUUGCUCGCUCCAUUUUGAAAACAAUGUCGGCAUCCGCUCAGCGUGUUUACUUGUGGUUGCCACUCACAGCGCACAGCAUAGAGCUAGACUAAAUAGAUUGGCCCCAACGCUCUAAUGUCACGAUACCGAUCUAGAAUUUUCUUCAGUAUUGGGAUUAGGGUUGGGCAUCGAGUCUCGAGCACCGAUGGGAACCGGAACUAUUGCUCCGAUUCUCCCGGUACCGUUCAAAUUUAGAAAUACCCGCCGGAAACCAACAAUAUCGGAUUAGAAAAAUUGUUAGGAACUGGAAUCAAAACGAGGAAUCGGAAUCGUUCAAAAAUCAAACGAUACUCAACCCUAAUUGGUACCGAUACCAAUAUCAAAAAUCGGAUCGGUGCAUCCCUAAUGGUAUGACACAUAUGCAAGUCUCGCACAUGCAGGUUAAACCCACUGGAGGUUUAGGGUGUCACUAUAGAGAUAGUGGUAUAAGCAUGUGCGCUCCUGCUCAUAUAGUUAGGCCUUAAUAAGAGGUGGUAUUUCAAAUAACUAAGACAACAGCUGAGGAACAACGCUUAUGAACGCACAGGAGUGUGUCGAUGUCGAACAGUGUCAUUAAGCGAGAGUGAGCACUAAGUAACUCCUCUCCGUCCCCGUCUGUGUGAGCAGUGCGCCGCAGACAAUGCCACCUGCCAGUUUCUGUCACUAUAAUUAUAGCGAUCUACUCGCCGUGUGUGUGUUCGGCGUGUACGGCGAAUGUGUGUAAAUGCGUGUCUUGGUAUUCCAGUGCAGAAGAAGAAGGCAUCAUCGUUGUCACUGAGCCUGAUUGGAGUCACGAGGAGGCAGCAGCAGCAGCGGUGUAUGCCUGUGUGUGUGUGUAAGUGUGUGUGUGCUCUUCCUGUAUGUGUGUGUGUGUGUGUGUAAUUAUAAGUGUGUGUGCAGUGAUUCCCUUCCCCUGCCCCAGCUGUCUCCUUAGCUUUAACAAUAGGCCUGCUAACAAAGACGUGGCCUUCAGCCUCCGUCAUGUGAUACUAGUGGUCUGCAGCCUCGCAGUCAGAUGACCCGCGCCAUUGUCCUCUAUGGGUGACACACACUUGCACACACACUUGCACACACACAUACACACAGAAGAAGGAACAUAACGCACACACUAAGCCAAGGAAGCACAGCACGUGUAUGAAAGGGCACACACACACACACAAAAGUGAAGACAGGCAUAAUGGGGAUACACACUCAGGAGAUAGUGAGGACAGACGCACACUCGCGGAGACACAAUCUCAGGACGCAGACCCUUCCUCUGGGUCACAUGCAGCGUGAACAAAGAGAAACUUUAUUGCCAUUGUCCUGGUGACAGUGAGAUCAGUGGCUGAUUGACAAAAGAGCAGCAUAGAAAGGAAACAUAUUGCUGAUGUCCUGGAGGAGGCCCCACUCUGCGGUUUUACCUCCAUUCAGGAGGAAAAUGUGGAGAAGGUCGAUUGUGUUUGAAAACAGCUGAUUAUUCCUCCUUUAAGUACAAGCUGCAGCAGUUUUCUUUUAAAGAUUCAAUCCAAGAAAAAAAAGUUGAUUUAAUUUGAUGUUGCUGUCAAACAAACCAGUUCAAGUGAAAUACUGAACUCACUACUCACUGUAAAAUCCACUCUUUUUGUGAGACCGGCAGCUUUCUAAAAACAAACUUUACAGGACAUCCAGGAUCCCUCAAAAGAGAAGAAAUCUGUGUUCAUUUAUGUUUGAUUGUAUGUGCGACUUUUGCUGGAAGCUGACUCAAGUUUUCCAAUUUUGUUAUAGUCUGUUGACCAAUCAGAGGGAGUAUCAACAAACAACUGACAAAUCAGAAGCCAACACCAGGACAUGAUAUGGUACCACAUUGAAAAUCCACUAGAAUUGAUAAAAGGAUCAAUGGGCAGAAUCAAUAAUAGCUUUUAUGUCAAUACAAUCUUAUUGAUUUCCAUUCAGAGUCAAAAAGCACCUUAACAGACCAAGAAGUCCAGGUUUAUUUAAUGCUGAAGUGCAAUUCCCUAAGUGUCCACUUGGGGCUGACUCCAAAAGUGAGUCAAACUCCAUAGAGACGCAUGUUAACGUGCAAAUUUUCCCAUCAGAAUUUCACAUGUUUACAGCCUGGUACAGAAACAGUUUUUGGCGUGCAGCUCAUAAAUAUGUUUGUUCACAGAGCAGUAGAGGGCAAAUUUUUGUAACUCAUCUGUUUCGGUUUUAUUAAGACUCAGAGUUGUACAUAAAUUUAGAUGAGAAGAAGCGUGACUUAGUUGACAGAUGGCUAAAUGUUGUUACAUCUACAAUAUCAUCAUCAAUCAAAUAUCAUCAAACAUUAGGGCUCGGACGAUAUGCUUUUCUCCCGAUUAGACUCCUCUACGAUUUUUGGAUGCCCAUUGAAUUUAAAUUGCGAUUCUACGAUAUUGUUGAUUUUCUCCAUUUUUAGUCUGCAUUUUUAACAUCAGUGAAACAACUGAAUAAUUAUGAUUGUCUACUUACUAUUCCAGGAACCCUAUUUCCCCCAAAAAGUAAACUUAACAUGUAAGUCAGUUUUUUUUAGAUUUAUUCUUAAAUAAAAAAAUAGAAUUUUGAACAUAAAAAUUGAUUUAAAAAUUGUAAAACAAAAUAUUGUGAUACUUAUGUGAAUAGAUUUUUUCUCCCACCCCUACAGUAUGACAAAGAAACUAACUGUAAAAUCCACUGGGUUCCUGAGACCGGCAGCUUUUAGGGAAUAAACUCAGAGUCUGUCUGACAUCAGCAGACUUUUCUAGAAGAUUGGUGUAUUUUCCAAGACUGUUUAGUUAUAAUCCCCGUAAAACAAACACAAUAUGUGACAAGUUACGCUUACAUUUUAGUAAAUUGCGUAACUUGCUAGCCAACUAAGCUAGAUGACAGCUGAAUUAUCUACCAAUCAGAGGCUGUAUCUGUGAUCGGCUUUCGGUUUAGGCUUUGAGCAUAAAAAUAGGAUUGAUAAUUCUUAUUAGCUCAAAACUGAAUCUUCAUUAUAUUUCAACUGUGAUAAUUUCAUCCUAAGAUAUUAAAAACAUUCUAUUAAAUCAUUAACUCAGCUUCUUUAGUUGUUUCUGGAAGAAGUCUUUCUACAAACAAGUUGAAAAUAUGGGUUCAGGUAAUCGGGGUCAUUUCAAUAAGGUUUUAAUGUGAAUUUGCCAAGCGUGUCACUCUGUCCUCAGGGGGGUGAACUCCGGCCAAAUCAUCCCCCCCUGACCACAGAUUGACGUCAGAGAUGUUAUUGCCAUUUCUGUGAAUCUAGGAGACUGGAGCGCACAAGACUUUAAGGUUCCUAAAUACUAACAGCCUUUUGAAUAUUUUCUUUUUCUGAGACCGAGUCCUUUCAUUGCUUUUUAAUUAAAUAUUCAAGGUUGGUUACGGUGCGAGGCCUCGCUCUUGUUUAUUACCAUUAUUCUCUGAAGUUUCUGCCCGUAAACCGUGACUUCUUUUUCAGCAUCGUCUUUUUUUCCUUUCUCACAUCAGUCUGCGGUUUGAAUCGGCUUUUUUUUAAAAAAACUCCUGGAAAGCGUUUUCAUCUUUCUCGUUUCGGUCACAUCAAAAUGAUCCUGGAGGAAGGCGGUUACAGUCAGCGGGAGAGGAAACAGAAGCCGAUCCUGGAGGAGCUCACAGAUGGAAAGGGGAGGACACAUAUGCAUGCAGGCGGGGGUGUGUGCGUGUGCGGGAGUUUCUACCCAAAACAGCAAUGUUUUGGACACAAAUGAAGGAGCGUCUGUUUGAAAGUGUGAAUCAGUGUCAGAGUGAUGUAAUUUGAGAGGCAGGAGUGUGCUCAGUCUAAAAUAUAAAGAGAACAACAGCAGCAAAAGCAGCAAAAGCAGCUUCAGUCAUGUUUUAAUCUUAAAUACAGAGAUAAAAGCGACAGAAAACAAAGAGUGGGUAUGAAUUUCUGUUUCUUAGUUCCUGUUAAAGAAGGAAAGAUCAGAGGAGGAAAAUACGAAGGACGAGUCUCUAAUCUGUGUGUGUUUUCUGUGUAUGUGUGUGUUCGCAUUUUCCUGCCAGGGUGUGUUUGACUAAAGCCAGGCCUGAUAGAGAGGCAGAGAGAGAGAGAGAGAGAGAGAGCGCGAGAGAGAGAGGAGGAGGAAAAAGGAAGCAGAUGCUUGUGCGUUGGCACCAAAAUGAUAUGUCCACUCACACACACACAUUUGCAGUGUCCACAGAAGGAGCAGUGCGCUGCAGAGCUCCAGUAUUGUCUCCAUGAUAAAAAAAAAGAAAAGAAAAAUACACAACUGACCGAUGAGUAAGUGGACCUGAAGGCCACAGAGGGGACAAGUGGUGGCAAAAGGGAUCAGAUUGUGUCGAGACAGUUAAAAAAAAAUCUCAAUUAUCAGAGUAAAAUAUAACCUGAUAAAACUACAGAAUCAAUCUAACAUCAGUACGAUCAUUAGAACAGUCCUGUCACAGCUAGGGGUGGGCGAUACAGCAAAUAUCUAUAGGCUAUCACAAUGUUUUUUUCUUUUUAGUCGCAGAAUCGCAAUCCUGAUUUUAUCGUGAUUAUUUCACGUUUACUUUCAAAACUGUUUCGCAAGUUGCUGACAAUAACAACCAAACAUGUGUCCUUAUUUCAAAAAUAUAUUCCCUCAAAAACAAUAAGAAACCUACGAUGGGGUAUUAGAGCCACAUUAAGGAAAAAAAAUUUAAGUAAAGUAAAAGAAUUACGAGAAUAAAGUCAUAACAAAAUCAUUACUAAAGAGAAUAAAGUUGUAGUACAAUCAUUACUUACAAUAAUAAAGUCGUAAUAAAGUGAUUGCUUACGCGAAUAAAGACGUAAUAAAAUAAUUACUAGAAUAAAGUCAUAAUACAGUAAUUACUCACGAGAAUAAAGUCGUAAUAAAAUCAUUACUUACUAGGAUUAAGUCCUAAUAAAGCAAUAACUUGCCAGAAUAAUGUCGUAAUAAAAUCAAGUCAUAGCUAAUAGCCAUUCCAAUCAACCAAUCCCUUAAAUUUAAUUUAUACAGACAUUAAAAAAAACAUAAAAAACUCCUUAUAGUAUCUUUAAUUAGUCAUUAUGAAGCCCUUAUUUAACAUAAUGAAGUCCCAGAGCCAGAAGUUUGUCUUAAGUUAAAAAAAUAUAUACUCUAAAAACUAUUACUCAAUUGUGAUCAGUAACUGUGGAUUUAAUAUUGAUCUGAAUAAUCUUUUCCACCGGUCCAGCCUUACUUUACAACAGGCUAAUCAAGCACACGCAUGUGUACACACACUUGAGUAAACACUGUCGGGGUAAUGGAGGGAGGUAGACAGACUUAAAGUAAAGCAGAAAACAGAAGGAACACACACACUGACACACACACACACACACACACACACACACACACACACACACACACACGUCCAGCCUGUUUGCACACCUUGAGAAUCAAACAUAUGGUGUUUGUACAGUGAUUUCUUAAGAGCCUGGCGUGUGUGUUUUGGGCAAAACAGUGUGUGAGCGAGGGGAGAAGAAACAGAAAGGUAAGGGAGGGAAAAAGGAGUCAAAUGAGGACACAUGGUGACAAGAGAGGGGGAGAGAUAAUGGGGGAAAAUGAGCAUCAUUUGAAAUAAGUCUAUAAUGUCUCAGCAGCACAGGAAACAAACAGGUGGAGGUCUGCAGAGCGUCACAGGUGUACCAUUUCCUUCACGUGUGUCAGUUUUAUUAAGACUAUGUAAAGACGUUUUUAAAUAGGUCAGUGUAUCCAUGAAGAAGUAACCUACUUUUAAAAGCCUCUCCUUUGAAUCUAAAAAUAAUUUUAGUGCAACACUGCCCUUUUGUGCUCCUGUCCCGCUCUGUAUAAAAAAAUAAAAAAAACGACUAAAUUAGCAAACUGGACGUCACUGUUGCUAAGUGCUCGCUGCUGAGCCGUUUGUGCACUUCAGGUGUUGUUGACACGGUUUGCGCUUCUUUGUGUUUCCUUUUCACACUCUCUGCUCGCUCAUGAAUACGAAGAGGUGAUUGGAACUGGAAACAGAAUAUUAUCCAAGAGAGCAAAACUUCAACUAAAACAUGAGUGUGGACACGGAGUAAAAUGAUGAUAAAGCCUGAAAAAAGCACAUUAUAAAGCCCCAAACUAGCAUGACUCUGUAGUGGAAGUCACUGCAUGAGUUUAACGUCAUUAUUACAAGCUCGGUUUGGUGUGCGACAGCAGCAGGUGUGUGUGUUCAUGCCUGAAAAGUAAAGGGACGGACUGAGUGCAAAAAGAGAGGAUGUAGCGAUCACGAGCGAGAACCAGAGUUGACGAAUCAGCAACUGCUGCGCUAUAAAUAAGCAAUGUUCGCCGUAAGAUGCCAUUUAUUAGUGCGGUAUAAGUCCAUAUUAUAUUGACAUAAUCCUAAUUUUUUAGCGUUGUAAUGAAGCGGGCUUGUAAAGGCUAAAUAAUAUGUACUUUAAUUUACAACUUCAGCAGUUUGGUUUUUAAAAUACUCACAGAAAACCACCUUUUUUAAUAAACGUGACUUUGAAUGUUUUAGUAAUAAAAUAUGAAGUCUUAAAGGGAUAUGCCGGCGUAAGAUGAAUUUAGGGUCAAACACACCGUAGCACAGAGUUAGACACCCCCUCGGGAGAUGAAUGUUGCCUCUUUGUCUAAACACAACUCACCUACUCUCUUCCUGCAGCCACCUGUUUGUAGUGAGACCUCAUGGGGUGACGCAGCUCAAGGAAGAACAUUUAUGAUCAUUUCUUUAUCAUUUCCUGUCAUAAAUGUUCUUCCUUGAGCUGUGUCACCCCGCUGUAGUCUGUAAUGGACUGGCCUGAGGUCCCCCUACGAACAAACGGCUGCUGGAAGAGAGUAGGUGAGUUGUGUUUAGGCAAAGUUAAAAAGAUGUUUGGUGGCUAGUGCUGUGGCUGGGACCCUAUAUGUACUGCUGAUGAAGUUAGGUGCUGUUCUGAGCAUUAUUUGUGGCUAUAGAGUGGCGUUUUGGUUAAAGUGUGUUUAUGGCUCCUCAGACUUCUGUGUAUUGCUAUCAUGCGGUCGUUACUAAAGUUGGUAUAACUAGAGAAGCAAGCGGUCGGCAACAUUAAUCUCUCGAGGGGGUCUCUAACUCUGUGUUAUGGUGUGUUUGACCCUAAAUUAAUUUUACGCCGGAAUAUCCCUUUAAGCCUGAAUGCAAAGACGGUUAAAACCAAAAGACAGAUUUGCAAAUGGAGACAGUGGAAGAAAAAGCAGCAAAUGCAGCAUGAACAUGAAAAUGAAAGUGCAAUUAAAUAUCCAAAAAUAAGCGUAACAAGUUUGCGUGUGAUUUUUACUGGGCUAGCUCGUGAUUUCUCUGGAGACAAAUAUCCCUAGAAGAGAGGAGGAGACACCAAAAAGGAGGGACAAAGGAAAGACCCUGGAGGCCUCUUUGUUGGGCAGUGAUUUAGAGAUUUACAGGCUCUUGUCCUUCUGUGUGUAUGUGUGUGUGUGUGUGUGUGUGUGUGUGCGUGUGUUGUGUUUAAGUGUGUGUGUGUGAAGAGAGAGUAAUUGAGCCUCCCUUCAUCCAAUAUUUACCCACCAAACCGGAGCAAUCAUGCGAAUUAUGUUUACUGGGAACCAAGUGUCCUUUCUUCCUCUUUAUCUUUCUCUUUCUCACUUUCCUCCCAUUCCUCGCUCGCUCUCGCUCUCCUGGCAACUCUAUACCGUAUCAAGAUCCAAGCCAGGAGCACACACAAACACAAAAACACACACGUGCACACGGACACACACUUAUGGGGGAGACAGGCCCAUCUGUAUUGAUGAUGGCCUAAUUUAGAUCUCUUUAUUGGACUGAUUUACGAUGGCCAGACAAAUCUGGGCAUCUGGACAUAAGUGUGUGUUGGUGUGUGUGUGUUGGUGUGUUUGUCCAGACACAUAAUAACCUCUCCUGCUUCAUUUCAAUCUUCCAGCUCGUGUUUUCCUACCUUUCUGUGAUUCAGCGCCAUCUCUUCCCUCCCCCUCCGUCAUUGCCUCGUCGCAGCGUUUUUGAGUCCCCUCGCCCUGCUGCGGUGACGCACGUCAUCCUGAAACAUUCAAAAAACACACAAAAAUCACGGCUACGCAACACAAAACACGAGGUCAAGGUGACUGAAAUGCUUAUUCUCUCGCUGCACGUGGCAUUUUUUUGUUUCAUGGCUCUUUGAGGAGGAGAUAUUAAUGAAAGCAGAGAGGAGGAGGAGGAGGAGGCAAAAAUAGAGCUGAGAUUUGGGAGGAGGGAAACAAUCAAGCCGCCUGACAGAUAUUAAGAGAAAUGAUUAGAAGACGUGGAUUCGCCAUCUUCGCGAAGAUAAAAGUGAAUGUGAACAACCAGGAGAUGGAUUGAAGUAAUCCAGGAGGGAGGAGACGCCUCAAAGGGACGUUCAUCUUCAAGAUCAAGCUCCGGUUUCAACUUCUGUUCAUCCCGAUGGGCAGCAGCUUCACUUUGAGGGUUUCUUCAGUUUCUUGCGGAGGGUUUAGCCUCAUUCAACGUCUCCGUCUUGACGUUACAACAUGUGAUGUUACAACAUCUGUAGUUCCUGCCAUAAUUCCUAUCCAGAUGCAAACAACAAGAGCUUCUUUAAGUUUAUGCUGAGACGUUAACCAAAGCAGCCUAUCCCAGGCCGUCGAUACGACAAAUCAAUGAAGAAGGAACAUAAACUUAACCUUUAUGCAGAUGACACUCUUAUUUACCUUAAAGAUACACAUCAGUUAUAACCAGUGUUACUUCAUGAAAAUGACAAUAAUGGCACUAUGUGAGCGCAAUUAAAAUAAAAGUGAAGCUGUGGAAGUUGCAGGAUGACUUUAAAAUAGUUUAUGAGGCCAAACUUAAGUCUAUUUUAAGACUUUUUAAGAACUAUUUCUAACAAUUUGUGGAAUUUAUGAUGAGAACGUGUUGAAGCUUCGUGAAAAUGACAAUAAUGGCACUUUGUGGAAGUUGGAAGAUGACAUUAAAAUAGUUUAUGAGGCCAAACUAAAGCUUGAGGAACUAUUUCUAACAAUAUGAAGAAUUUUUGACAAGAACCUUUUGAAGCCUUGUGGGUCCAGACUACAUAGGUGGAAAAUUUGACCGCUUUCUCUACUAGCAAAAAUAAAUAGCAUUACUUUUAACAUUUGCUACUUUUUCUCUCUGUUUCAGACUUUUUUUAGGACUUUUAAUACAUAACUUAAAAACUGAAUGAAAGUCAUGUCAUGUAAAUGCAGCUUUACUGUUCUUCAACUAACAGUGAUAUUAAUUUGCGGCCAAAUCGCUCAGCCCUACUUUAGUAUAGGCUGAGGUAUGGUCAAUAUGCUUUUCGAUAGUCGGCAUUCUGCCAUGUUUUGGUAGACUAUACGAAUAGCCAAUGAAAAGAGGAGUUUCUCCCGGUCCGCUUUGCACUGAACCAAUCAUGUGCUGAAUUAAAACCAAGUAGCGAACAACUGCGACAAGAGACACAAAGACCUCACAGAUGCAGUAGAUUAUUGUGUUGCAAAAGACAUGCUAACUAUGAGCACUGUUUAAUUUCAUUUUUUAUAUCAUGAUAUAUCGAUAUUGAUAAAAUAUACCGUGAUAAACUUUCUCCCAUAUUGCCCAGCUCUAGCUGAGGCUGAUGGUAAAAACUCCCUACAAGAAUUUUUCCGCUGUCCCGUGUCUCUACCUAUGUAGAAACUGUAUUUGUUUACCUUUGUUGUUUACGAGGAAGUGUGUGUGUGUGUAUGUGCGUGUGUGUUUGUGUCUACAGUCUGGUCUAAAGUGAGACAGUGACAGAGGGCCUCAUUGAAAUAACCGCCGUCUCAGGGGUCCGGCUAAAAAGAGAGAGAGGGCAGCGAGAGUAGACCGAGUAUAUGAGAGUCCGGGGAAUCAUUUAGAGUGUGUGUGUGUACGUGUGUUAUUGUGUGUGUGUGCGUGCGGGGUGAUUCAUCCGUUCUGGUGGCGGCUAACCUUGGCAUGUCCUGCCACGCGUGACGGGGUUACACCCAGACCGCGCUCGUCCUCUACUCUCGCCGGGUGAGUGUGUGCGAGGGUUUGUCGGGGUGUACGGGAGCAUGUACCUCGUCUGGAAGAGCCGGCCCGAGCGUGUGUGUUACAAAGUGUGUGUGUGUGUGUGUGUGUGUGUGUGUGUGUAUCUGCAUGCAAGAAAAAGAGACAAAGAGGAAGAAAAAAGAGAGAGAGGGGAGGGGUUACACUCGUCAGGUUGUUUAGUGUCUUUGAAUGAUCUUGCCCCCGGGAGAAAGGGCAAAAAAAAAAAGAAAAAUGUGAGUGUGUGUGUGUGUGUGUGAGCCAUUGUUCUGCUGUCACACACACACACACACACACACACACACACACACACACACUCAGCAUUAAAAUCCACACACACACACAGCCGUGUGAUGACAGUAUAUUUAUGCCUGCUUGUGGAAAGGACAAUUGGAUCCCUGCACCCCUUUCCCUCUUGUUUCAACUCACACACACGGUGACGGAUCACAGACAACUGUUCACCUGCCAUCCUCAAGGACUGCGUGUGUCAUCUGUCAUACGUGUGCAGAAGGAACUCACACACACACACACACACACACACACACACAUAUACACAUACACAUACACAGGGAGCUGUUAAGAAAGGGGAAGUAUAUUUAGAGGAAGUUGAGAGCGGAGGAAGAACUCUGUACAGGAAUAGUAACAUAUGGACACCUGAAACACACGCACACUUCACCUACUUCUUCGUUUUCAGCCACAGAGAUGCUUCUUUUACCAGCAGACACUUUCACCUGUAAGACUUGAGGUCCGCCACUGCAUUACACCCUUCCUUAUUCACUCUGUGACAACAAAGGUCACUCGCGUUUUGAUAGUUUGAAGCAGCUGCUUACGGUUCUGAAACUUUGGGGACUUUGGUGUGUGUCUUGGUGGAUUUUUUGACGUCCAGGCUCUGAAUUUGCUGCAAGAUAUGAUGUUUUAAGGCAUUAAAACACCAAUCAAAACUGAGCUUCUCCAAAAAAUGUACACUCCAGCAUAAAUCAGCAUGAUAAAUACUAAUCAUAAUGGUUUAAACCAUGUUUGACAACAUUUUCGUUCGCAUGUUUUUCAGUUUUAAAGUUUGGUUCAUGUCCCAUCUGUUUCCAUGGAGGGCGCAGGCUUUAAUGUUGAUGUUGGUGUUAAAGUAGUUCUGUUUUAAUUAUACUCUAAUUAGAAUAUUUUACCUGUAUUUGCAAUGAAACCUUUCUUUGAUUUCUUUUAUUUUUCAAAAAUCAUAAAGAAAUUGGACUAGUAUUUAGUACAUACACUGUAUCCAGCCAGUAGGGGUAGCUCUAAACAGUGAAAACUGGGGAUUGACGCAGCAUUUGGUUGUUUAUCCAGUAACAGAAGAUGACGAAAAAUAUUCCGACUUUUGGACAGGACUUCUCUGUCUAUUUUACACCCAUUUGCUGGUGCGGUGCCCUAUUUUUACCACAAUUUUAUUACUUUUUUUGUGUGUGUGUAUCUCUGAGUACUGUCUACUAACAUCAGGAUUUAUUCCGAACAAACAGAAUUAUCGCUGAAGCAGAAGUACUACUUCUAUAUUUUGAGCUUUUCAACAUCAUAAAGUCAUAAAUAUGUAAACGAAGCUCAAAAUUUAGGAACAAACAGAGGCGCUGAUGGACAAUAACUUCCUUAAAUCAGAGUCUUACAGUUUCCUCUGUCUCCCUCGUCUCUGUCAGGUCCCCGAUCGGUUCCUAGAAGUGGCCCAGGUGACCCUUCGCGAGUUCUUCAACGCCAUUGUUGCGGGAAAGGACGCGGACCCGUCCUGGAAGAAGGCCAUCUACAAGGUGAUCUGCAAACUGGACAGCGAGGUUCCCGAGGUCUUCAAAUCGCCAAACUGUCUACAAGAGCUCCUCCACGACUGACUAAGGCGGGGGAGGAAACACCGCAAGCUGGACAAGCCUCCGAAAACUGUACGAAGAAUUUACGUAGAUUAGACUCUAUCGAGGUUUCACGUUCGUAAACGAGACGCAGACUUGAACUGAUCUUCUCGGAGGUUUGUUGGGUGUAAUUUCGGUCAUCUUUCGCUCUCGAAAUGUUUUAUAAAGCAAGAAAAUAUAAAAGGACUUCAACGACGAGGGCUCAGACUCACGAGUCAAACUCAGAAAUUAUGUCAAAACUUUUAUAAAUUAAAAGCAAAACAGUGAAAUCGAACCUCCUUGCACUUACGGAAAAAGCUCCUAGUUGCUGAAAAACCCCGUCUCUUCGCUCAAUCUCGCUCUUCAUCCCUCUCUGGAGCGGCCGCAGGAUGAGGAAGGUGAAGGAUCAAUCUUCAUCCCGUGACUCUGGGGUCUGGAGCGCACUAAAAAUAAAGAAGAUAAUAUAUAAAAUCUUUUUAUUGUGGAUGUUUUUAAGUUACAUGGACUUCUUUUGGGAAAAAAAAGUGAUGUUUCUGUAUUUUUCCUCCUUUGUAUAAGCUUCUCUUCUAUGAACCCUGAGUCACUUACACACAUACAUACGCACACACAAACACACACACACACACACGAACACACACCAUCCUCUUGAAUAGGAAAGCACAGUAGCAUUCCCAAAUCCUCACCCGAACCCAGGCGACCUGGGUGCAAACAAGCUUAGUUGUUGUUUAUUUCCCUCUUCUUACUGUACUGAGACGCACUGGGUGUUUGUUUUUCUUUGAUUUUAUGACUGUGUGGCUCUCCCUGACCUUUCCCCAGCCGCCCCUCAUGGCUCAUGUUGCGUUUAAGUACCCGGAGCAAAGAGGAAAUCUCAUUUUAUUACAGCGCAUUGUGAAAAGAAGUGGUCUGGAUCUGGUUUAAACUGCAGUUUAAGUCCAAAUGUGUCACAUUUCUGCACUGAAAGUCCUCAAACAUCAGAAGUUUUUAACAUUUAUUUCAUUUCGGCUGUGAAAGUACAUGGUCCCCAAUCUUUUAGCUACGUUCAAAUUUCAUAGUUUUAUGCCAGCAAGUUCGAAUUUAUGAGGAAACUCAAGAAAUCCAGAUUAUAGGUCAUCAGUUAAAAAUGCAAGCAAUAGCGCUACUCAUUAAAGCAAAAACUCCCAUAACCCCACAUGGUUUAAAGCUGCAGUAAUGAUUUUGUAAAAACUUUUGUAAAAUACACUUUUUAGGUUGUACAAAAUCAAACAAGACCAUCAGCAACAUUUUUUUUCUAAUUUUUUAAGCCUAAAACCAGAGUGAGGGGGGUAGGUGUCAGCCACAUUUACACCUAAAGUAAUUACGAAUAAAUCGUUUAUUUGACCGUCUAAAGUCGGCAGGAUGAGAUAUUCGUCAGAAGACACAACAUUGGCAUGUUGAUGGACCUUAAGACUGGUUCGUCCAAGGGGGGCGCCAAAGUCGCCCAAAGGAGCUUUAAUAUCAUGAAAGUGUCUUUAAUGACUGCUUUGAUUUAAAGGACCCUUUGUGGCUGAAAUUACAUGAAGUAACUUGGGUAAAUUUGCAAUUUACUGCUCUUAUUUGAUGAAACUAUCACAAUAGACAGUUUUUGACAUGUAUAUCUUUUAUUUUAUAAUAAUAAAUUGUAUUUAUAACGCGCUUUUUCGGGUGCUCAAAGACACCUUUCAAAGAAAAAGAGGAAAAUAAAAUGAAAAAACGCAAUAUAAAAUACAGAAAAUUUUGGGAAAUAAAACCAACGAUGUAAAGGGUUAAAAAAGACACAAUAUGAGAAAACAAUGGAAGAACGCUUAACAGGUUAAAAGCCAAUUUUAAAAGUUAAAAACAUAUUUUUUAAUCCCUUUAAACAGCCACCAGGGGGUCUGUGCCAGGCAAAAUAAUUAAUCUCCCUCCGUGAAGGCGGCCUUUUUUAUAUAUUCCAUAAAUCUGACUGCUAUCAGGAGCAUUUUUAAUACCAGACAAGACGACUUAGAAGAAUUAUGAACAGGACAAAAUGAAAAAGAUUCAAAGAGCUGUUUUGUCCACAGAGGUCACCAAAUAAACACAAAUUGAAAAUUCUUUAUGGUGGCUUUAAGUGGUGUUAUUAUUUAGCUGAAGGUAUAGCGAUCAUGCUAACCAAAAUAUUGCCACAGAAAUAAAAUUUUAGUCACGUGAUAUUUUUUAUACUGUGAAACUUCAUGUUUUAAGAAGAUGUGUUCUGACUGAAAAUUACACCUACGAAGGGCUAGAAGAUUAAGACCGUAACUUCGGCCUCCGUUGGAACUGUCUGGUAUAAUCCCAAAAUUUUUACUGGUGUAUAAAAUAAAAAUCGGGCAAUAUUGGACUUCAGAAUAGCCAAGGACGCUUCAAGAGAUUUCAGGCCCAAUGUAAAAAUAGCUUUUGCAAAAACAGACACUUGUGGAAAGCUAACAUUGCUGAGUGGUUUAUUUUUGCCAACAGAGUCAUUUAUAAAACCUUUUACCAUCGUGGUACCAAUUUCCAAUGGGAACAAACUCAUUAUUCCAGUUUAAUGUGGUCUGCUGGUCACUUUUUUACACCACAUCAUCAUUCCCUGAUGUUAAACACUGCUCCUUUCAUUUAUGGUGCUUCGUUUCUUCUGAACCUUGAGGAUUACAUGUGGUCCAAUCAGACCUCCGGCUUUACCAAACCUCACUGAAAAAGCAGAUUUUCGCUCUGGGGAGGGGGUCCACGAGGGGCGGCCACACCGACCAGGUCAUGUGUGAAGUGUUUAAGGUUUUAACAGCAGAAAAAAAGAACAUACGAGAACAUGCUGAUAUUUGUAGCUUGUAUAGAUGUAAUAAUGACUCUGAUCACUCUGAUAUUGUUAUUAUUUAUAAUUGAAAUAAUUAUUCCUAUUAAUGUUAUUCUGAUGAUGAUGAUGAUUAUUAUUAAUGCUUGCUACAGAUUUGACCAGUGGUUUACUCAUUGUUUCUCAUCACACUGCAACAGGAAAUAAAUUAUUCUUUGACAAAAAAACGGGAAACCGAAGAGAGUGUUUUACUUUUUUUGCGCCCAGCGGAGGUGCAGAGGACGGUGACCGUUGCAUACACUAAAAGCGGUAACUAGGCAACGCGAUGAUGGCCACUUUAACUCCAUCCAUGCCCCCCUCCCUCCCUCCCUCUCUCUCUGUCACCGUCUCUCUGGAUUCUGUACAGCGGACAUGUGAUCCCUUGUUGUUGUUGCUGAUGAAUUGAAAAGAGGAGCGCUGUGUGAUUAUUGUCAGCACAAAAGCCUCAAAAAGCUGCUGACGCCUAGAUUAGCCAGUACAAAGACACGGGGACACACACACACACACACAAAAAGACUUACUGUAGGUGCAGACUCACAACCGCAGACACACAAAGGCACUGGGACAAGGCCCGUCUGCCCUGGACGCCCUACCAUCCUCCUCACUCCUCUUUUUUUAUCUUUGUCACUCACAUUACUCUCAUUUCAAGUAUUUUUCCCAUCAUCCUCUCGCAACUGUUACCAAACGACGCCAAACAGCAUCAAAGCCUGUGGCAGGGAGAGCACACCUCCCAUUCAGCGAGCUAAUACAAGGAGAGCAGCGGCAAAGACCUCCAAGAGCAGGAACUAGGGCUGGGCCAUAGUGUUGUGUCAUCCGCGAAUGAUUCGUUCAAAAGAACCGAAUCUUUUAAAUGAAUGUACUGAACCGAAUCACUUCGUCAAGUGAUUCGUUCGUUUCUCAUUUCAGAUGCAGCGUAGGGCCACAGAAUUUCCGGGUGAGCAGCUGGCGAGCGAGGGACCGCCAUCGCUGAAUCACUUGGUGAACGAAUCAUGCAGUGAACUCCACUCUCUGGAAUCAUUUUUGUCUGAAGGAUACACUCUUAUGGCCGUUGUUUCCCGUUGUUUUAACAGGUUUAGUAGGACAUAUUAUUUAGGAAAUAGCACUUAACAAAUUGACAAUAAAACCUGUAGUUUGAGAAAUGCGUGACCGAUCCUGUCAUUGCGGCUAUUCUCGAGGGAACGGUGCAUGUUCAGUGUGAAUUCUUCACUCAGAGUACUGUGGGGUAAACUUUCAGUGACCAAAUCACUCACUGAGCCCAACUUAGUACACAACCAGCAUACCAUUGGACAGUCCACUUAAAACCUCAUGAUUUAUAAACAAGUUAAUUUUUACAAACCUGUUUGUCAAAGCAACACAGCCAAAAACUCUCAUCUCCCGGUCCCAGAAGCUAUGAAUUGAACUGAAUCCUGAACCGUUCAGCUGUGUAUCAGUUAAGGAGGUUGGAGUCGCAGGCUCCUCCCACCAAGCGCUGAAUGAUUCAGUGAUUCGAUGAACGAAUCUUUUGAACAAAUCUUUUUAGUGAACUGAUUCUAGUGAUUCAGUACAUCUAAAAGAACUGAAGUGCCCAUCACUACAUCCUACUCCUUUGCGGACAUGUUGGGUUCGCAUUAUUAUUAGUAGUAGUAUUUUUUAUUAUUUUUCCUUUUUUUGUCUCACUGUUUUUGUUUGUUUGUUUUCAGUUUACUUUCUUGUGUUGCACGCACAUGAUCGAAAAAAAAAAUGAAAACAACAAAUAAAUAAAAAAGGGACAUGAGACCAUAGCCUACCGACACACACCCAAAAACAACUUUUAUUUAUUUGUUUUUUGACACCGAAUGUACAGAUAUGGGCAAAAAGACGUUGGUUCUUGUCGUAAAUUCCGGUAUUAGUAAAUUUUUGGUUUAUCGCCCAGCCCUAGCAGGAAUGCAUUACAAUAUGACAAACGGAGAGCAUCAGCCUUUGAAAACCGGCGUAAAUGUAAAUGAACAAACUUUCAUUUGACAAGUUGACAGUCUGAUUUGCGAUCACGGGGCCAUUUUAAGGUUUUUCUGCUGUGAGUAAAAUCAUGAAAUGUUUCCACAUCAUGUCAUGCCACCCUUUUUGUCAGUUACGUAAAAAUGAUUAAAUGUGCUCAGUUAUCAGAUUUUAAGACUUUAAAUUUUGGGAGGAAAAAAGAGCAGCAGUCUUAGUCGGUAUGAGAUUUUUGAGGAUAGCCCGAGAUGAGGUAACGGAGGUCAUAUCAGGUCUGUAAUCCAGAGUUAUUGGCUGCUGGUUUUGUAAUCCUUCUGUUGAGAAAUGAGAUAUCAGAGGACUUAAGUGCAUCUUAAAGUGAUUUAGGGAAAUACCAGAGGGGGUUAAAAUAGGAACAUGGUGUAUUUGGAGCGCAAAACAGCUAAAAAUUAACUUUCAGAAGAGAAAUAAUGUCGAUUUAAGGUGGAAUUUGGAGUUUUUCCUCCUCUGAGGUGAAUAAAAGUGACAGAAACACGGAGUGAAAGUGUUGAAAUUCAGCUUUGAUAACAACAAAACAAAGAAAUACAGACGCAGAGAGAUCACAGCUCACACUGCCAGAGCUUUUCAUUAGAGCAGGAGGAGCUGAACAGGAGGUGGGGUCACUCUCUGAACUAAAUCACACACACACACACACACACACACACACACACCGUCUGCCUGUGAAAGCACAUCUGAGCAGCGCAACAAUAAAACAGCUGUGUUUGUGUUGGCCUGCUGAUUGUUUCAUUCUCGAUCAGCGCGUCAAACACACUCACGCAGACACAAACACGGCGGCCGUCCGCAGAGAUGGCAUGACAGUGAUGCAUCUUGGGUAAUGGCCGCUAUUAUUAUGGAGUAGGGGGAGAGUUUAUUACGGAGGUAAAUGUCUCCUCGACAUUAUUAUAACAGCUCGUCUCGGUGUUAACUGCUGGUAAAGUGCUGAGAGGCCGAGAGUUUCCCUCACUUUAGUCCAUUUUGGUAAAUACAGGACGGUCUGACACCGAGAGGAAGCACAGGUCGGUGUCCACGGCAACAAAAUCACACCUUUUGGACCCGCGUCUCCCUCCGCUUUAUUAACAUGUUGCACACCGGCCGCUGGCAUGAUUGAAGUGUUAUUUUUAUUGUGGUUUCACGCUGUUAAAAGUGAACCUCCGAGCUGGAUUUGACUUUCCGUCAGGUCAGUCCGAGGUGAGACGGCACUCCGAUGAUCACUCGCACCAUCUCUGCAACAUCACUCAACUAAACGGCGGCUUCAAUCGGACCGUCUCUGUCUGCCGAGCUCUCUGUCAGCUUGUUGAACAGACUUUAAUCAGCCAGCGCUGCAGGUUUACUUGCAUCAGUUCUUUAAGAUGGCACCCAGGUGAACGGCGGUAAUUGUUGUUCAGAGCAGCUGCCCGGACAGCUUGCCGAGUUUCUCCUCGCAGCACGCUCUGCAGCCCUCAGGUUCCCCUCCAGGUCAGGUACUGUACUGUACGCUCUCUCACAGUUAUCAAAGACUUUCUUCUGGAUUUUUGGGAUUUCAGAUAUUAACCGAAUGCUAAUGCAAGAAGUGCCUCACAUUAGCUUUAAAAUAACAUUAGAGGAUCGAAAGCUGAAAUGAUACGAUCACAAAGUAGGGCUGUAGUUAACCAAAGAAAUUCUUGGUCGACUAAUGCUGCGUUCCAGUUGGAAGUCGGGAUUUCCAAGCUCCGAGUCGGAAACAUAUUUGGAACACCCCCCUGAAGUUAGAUUUCCGACUCUGAAAAUUGGACAUGUGUAUCCACAGAAAAGAGCAACAGUAAAAGCUCCCGUAAUGUAUUAGUUAUCAGCACUUCUGUUUUGCACUUAUCGUACCAACCAAUAAGUGGACCAGUCGACUAGGAGUUUACAGCCCCGUCACAAAGCCUGGUGUUUCAUGGAUUAUCAGCACAAUAUAAAAACCUCUCUGCAAACUUGAGUCACUUUUUGUUGCGAUAAAGAGACAAAAGUUUGCGGUUUACCUCCAAACUCAAAGAUCAGAACUCUGGAUGUUACUCACAGCAUGUGGAGUCAUAGGUGAACCAUUGGCUGAUCUACACGCGUCUGGUUUUGCUUGAGGUUUCUCACUAAAGGCUGCUAAACUUCUCCGCUCUUGAUGGAAUGAGAUGAGACUGCUUGACGUUUUAAACGAUUGUGCCGAUUAUUUUAAGUUUUCUAGUAGGGUGACCAUACGCCCUCAUUUACCCGGACAUGUCCUCUUUUUGGCAGGUUGUUCAGGCUGUCUGGGUUUGUCUGGCUUUGUUCCGUUAAGUUCAUAAAAUCCUUCAAAUGUCUGCGGUUUUGUAUGAGAGUUUCAAGUUUGGGCCACAUGGACUAACUGAGUUAGAAGCGUGUAAAAGACACUCCAUCUGACCCGAAAAACUAUCAAAAAUUAACUUUGUGCAACUCUGUGACUCCGCCCCCAUGUGGUCGUGUCCUCUUUUGGGGAACUCAGAAUAUGUUCACCUUAUUUUCUAGAUGAGUUACUUUGGAUUUAAUCUAUUUGACUGUCUUCUAUCCAGUGUAACAGCAGCACGCCCUCAACUUAAAGAAUCCAUCCUCCCCUCCAUCCUCCCAUCUUCCUCAGCCCUCCGUCCUAACUGAUACCCAUUUCCUCCUCCCUCCAUCCCUCCUUCCAUCAGCGGUCUGUUCGCUAAUCAAACACCAUCUGUCCUUCCAUCCCCAACCUGUCAGGAACAGCUGCCAGCCGCUCUCUUAACAACACUUUUAACAACCCUGCCGCAUCUUCCACGGGCCGCCGCGCGCCGCCCAACGCCCACCGCCCGGGCUGACAUCGCCUCGGAGGGCGGCCGCCUCCUUCUGCAAGACACAUGUGGCGUUCGAAAAGCAGGCGUGCGAGGGGAGGGUUAGAAAUGCGAAAGAAAAGACGGGGAGGAAAACUUUCUGCUGGCCUCUCUUUGAACCUCAGAAGCACCGUUAUGAAAGUGAAGCAAAGUAAAUAAAAUCAUUGCAGAGAAAGACGAAUAACGAGCGAGCAGAAGGUAUAAACGGAGAGAUAAAACAAAGGAGAAAUGGCGCUGGGUAAACGAGUGGAAGUCUAAAUAGUAAUCAAGGGAAGAAUCAGCCGCCUGCUCAAAAAAAGGGUUUGGAGCUAAUGGUGGGAAGUAAAAAGCUCCCAACACACACACACACACACACAGGAGGAGACAAUUUCCAAUCACACACACACACACAAACAGAAGAAUACAAUCAUCUUAAACUCACGCACAUUAUAGUUUCCUCGCACAUUUAAUACAAUCAUCCCUCACAGACACGCAGAGCAAAUAUAAUCACGCUCACACACUCUGAAUCCAGCCGUCUCACACACACACACACAGACACACACACACACACACACACUCUGGCUGCACAAACCGCACUGCUGUUGUCGCGAACAUGCCAAGACAUUUUCAAGUGUUAUAUCCUGAGGAACUUCCCCAACCAAUCAUUGG